GACAAUAAAGGACUUUAAUAUCUCAGUACUGCAAAAACAUUCACCCCAGCUGAAAUACAGAGUCAGACUGAUCUCCAAACUAAAGAGCAUGUUGAUAAUAUUUUAUGUUAACGUUUGUUUAAUGACUUUUCCUUUAACUCAGUGAUAAAUAUUUUCUGUGUCUGACUUUAAUGUUCAAUUCAUGUAAAACAAAAAAUUAGAACAACAAUAAUUUGUCCUUUUUUUAUUAGCUGCUAAAUCCACUGUGACAUCUUACCCCAUAUAGUGAGACACCUUACCCGAUGGUGGGGCAACAUGUCACAUGUUCACACUUUGAUUGUUUAUAACUCUGCACUGACACAAGAUAUGACAUUGACAUGAAUAUGAAAUAUAAACCUGAGACUUUGGUCUUUCAUCUGGUACAGAUUUUGUUUAUAUAUGAUCGAUUGAUUCCAAGAAAUAUAUGCGUGUAAAAAGUGCGACAACAAGUCCCGGUCUCCCCUACUUGGUGAACAAUACAGCAACCACUGUGACUUAUCCAUCUAAUACUCCCAACCAUCAGUUCAGCAACAGGACUGAUGACUUUUUAGUUGAUCGUAGGAUGAAAUCUUGAUUUAAUUUCGACGUUAUUGUGACUUUACAGCUGAAUUUGGAGAGUUUUUCACCAUCACAGAUGCAGACAGACUGUUUCUCACCAUUUCUCUGCAGAACUCAAACAAAAGAAGGAAAGAGACCUGUUGUGGGCCUGGGCUGCUGAUGAAGAGUCAGUCGCCAUCCAUAUGUCUCUCUCUCUCUCUCUCUCUCUCUCUCGCCUGGAGUAACGGAGUGGAGGCUGUGAGGUAAUAGUGCGCAGGAGGGGGUGGUGGAGACGGAGAGAGAGAGAGAGAGAGAGAGAGAGAGAGAGAGAGAGAGAGAGGAUAUAGGACAGGCAUCAAACGGGGGUUUGGCCGCAGACUGGUCGGGAUUCCUUUCUCAGCCUCGGUCUCUUCGCUUCAGGUCAGUAAAUCAAACACACCGUUCAUCGCUGCUGCUGCUGUUGUCGUUGAAGGUGCAGAGGGGUUGCUCGGUUACUGCCAUGCCUGCUUUGUUUGUUUGUGUCUCUGGAAAAAAAAAGGGGUUUGAAAUCGGGGAUGAUGGGUAAUGUGCGGGUGCGCAGGGUUUUAGGCGUGAACUGCUGGUGUGUGUGCGUGUGAAUGCGUGUUUAAAGGUGGUCACACAUGAAUCCUGCAGGUAUGAGACAGCUGCACCUGUUUAGAUGCUUUUCAGUGCAACAUGCGGAAGCGGCUCUGCAGGAAGACGCGCCUUCCUCCUAAAGAAUCAGGGUUUUGUUUUCCAGUUUUUGCACAAAGUCCCAGUCCGGGUUCACUCCCCUCUCCCUCUCCUCCUGCUCCGUGUUUUUAUCCUUUUACUCAGGUGAAAUCGGCCUCUCCCGUCGCCAUAUCUCGCCUGUAGGUGCGAGUAAGAGUCGGAGACAGAGGAGGCUGCAGCGGAGUGUUUUUCACCGGAAUCACUGAUGAGGAUGAGGAUGAGGAUGAGGCGGUAUUCCCGCGCUGCUGACUGAGGAGGAGGGCCUGGCCGCCGGCUCCGGUCCUCCUCCUCCUCCUCCGCUGCUGCAGCAUCUCAGCUGCCGAUGGAUGGAUGGAUGGAUGGUGGUGAAGCUGAAUUAUUUAUAGUUGUCAGUGCAUUGAUUAGCUUUAUGUAAUGCACCGGCAGCUGUGUGUGGGGGCUGCCAUAGUGUUGGUGUGUAGGUGUGUGUGUUUCCGUGCACAGAGAGCGUGUGAGGGCUCGCUUACGCGCAUGGAUGUGUGUGUUGGUGUGAAUGGGUGUGAGAGCUUUCAGUAGCCAAUCACACACCGUGACUGAGCCAUUGUGUUUCACAAACAGUAAUGGCAGAGUUGAUGUCAGUAUUUACUCUUUGGGUGAGCUGGGCACUCUUCCUCCAGAACAUGUCGUGUUUGAUAUCAGUUUUUCCCUGCAGACCCUCAGAAUCAGACAUAUUUGAACCAGGAUCUCUUAUAUUUUCAUUAAAAAUGAUUAAAAGACACUUAAAAUGGUUUACUGCGCUACAUUUCUCAAACAUUUCAUCCAAAAACUGUCAUUGAAUCCUCAUCCAGACGGAUGAGUAUCCAGGAAAAAUGUUUAUUUUACCAUAAUUAUGCUCAGGAUUUUAUGCAAAACUUAAACAAUACAGCAGCCUUUAGAAAAAGAAAUUUAAAAUACAUUAUUAAUAUUUUUUUCAUCUCUUUUUUAUCUGUUGAGCAUUUAAACAUAAUCUUAAAAGCUGCAGGAGUGAUGAUCAGUCCAAGCUUUCCGUCUGCAAACAAAGAAAACGUAGUAAAAGGUUUCCUGUAUUGACACGCUUCAUCCAGAGGAACCCAACAGUGACAGAGACUUCAUCGUGGAGAGGAGAGCGUCCUGUAAAGAGCUCUUUAGUUUUCCUCCGGGCUGCUGGAGGAGGAAAUAAGUGAUCUGAAAAUGUGCAGCUCUGUGGGCUCAGGGUUCAGAGAUAGAUAUUUAUCCUGUUGUUCUUUUGUUUUUUUCUACCUGGAUAUGAGAUAAAAUGAUCGACGAUUGUGUUUAAUGCAUUUUUUAAUCCAAUAAUGCAUUGGGAUUCAUGAUAUUAUCAACAUAAAAUCAACACCGGCUGAUAAAAGUUAAUAACCGUAGCAGCAUAAAGGGACAUUUUCUGUUCUGAUAUGUUUUGAAAAUAAAGAGAAAUUAUUAAUUUAUGCAUCUGGAGUUGAUGGUAAUUGGUUGGUCAUCUUUUCGUGUUUCUGUUGACUGCUUUUUCCUGGAUCCUAUUUCUCAUGUCAGCCCAACAAAGACCUUUGUAGCUCAUCAGAUGACGAGCGUUAUCUGUUGUUGCUGCUUUGAAUCCAGGCUCUGACUGAGGAUGAGUCCCUGUUAUCAGGGCUGCAUCUCCCCCCCUGUUCUCAGUAGAUAGUAUGACUGUGCUCAGCAGAGGGAGGAUCUCUGGUUGGAUCUCUUGUUUUGUGCUCUGGAGCAGGGAGAGGUCUGAGUGACAGAUGCACAGACUGAUUCAUCCUACAUGCUGAUCUUCUCGCUGUUUGUCUCGCUGUAGACGGACCUUUAUAGACGCAGCUAUCGCGGCACCGAUACCGAUACUUAACCGUGUGAGCUGAAGAGGGUACGCCAGGCAACAAGGGAGAAGGGGCGGCUUAAAGCAUACGCAGGGUCACCUGUUAGCCUCUUGCUAAUGUGUUUGUUGAUUGUUUUGGUAGGUAACUUAAUCUGGCCCGCUAACACAGAAUAUUCUGGGCUUUUAAACCAAGUAUCUGUCUGUGAUUGUGCAGAAGAACACAGUCAGUGAUUGAGGUCUUAAGUCUGAAGCAUAAGAGGGUCUGUGGUUAAAGAAGUAGAGCUGGUUCACGCUGAAGAAAUGCUUCAAACCAUCUCUAAAUGCUUCUCUCGGAACACAUCCCUCAUGAAGUCAAACAUCUGUAGCUUGUAAUGAAGGGAGAGUGUGUGUGAGGAGUGUGUCGUCAUGCUCUCUCAACAGGAUUCGCACUUCAGGAGCGAUACUCAUAAAAGAUGUUUUAUUUAUUACCAACUGUGCACUUUAAGAAAAAAAAACACCUCCAAUAAAUCAGCCUGCAGUUCUUUAUUUAGAGUGAAUCUCACUCUUUUUACUCGGGGACACUUCUCACCUCUCUGUCUGCGACUUCAUCUACAGAUCCAGUCCAGAAACGAGGGAGUGUGUCUGUGUGAGGGCAGCUUUACUGUUUUAUUCAUUAUCCACUCUCAGUCUGCGCAUGACGGUAUAAAAAAUUCACUAACUCAUACAUUAUCCAGAAAUUAUGACCAAACAGGAUGAGUGAAGGGAGAGGUGCUAAGAUUUAUGGGAGUUUGAGUGUUGCUUCAGGUUUCUGCGCCGUUUUUUUGAUGGGGAACAUUUUCUCGAUGAGGGUCACUAAGGGUCAGAUAUGAAGGAGCAGUAGGAGGAAAUCGAACAUACGGCGGUCUAACUGUCCACCCUCUUACCUGUCUGUCUCCCACCUCCUCUCCCGUCUCACUGAUCAGCCCUGGAUCUGAAUCGAUGACUCAUCCUAAAACCUGUCUGAGUCACCGGCGCCUCCACGGCUCCCAGUGUGUCUCGUACCUGUGACAGAUUUCACUUUUCUUAUCCAUUAGGUGAGUCACAGUGAAAUAUUUAGACUUGUAUUGCUUUUUAACAGCCACUCAGAUAUUUAUUGGGCUUUUGUGAGCUCCAGGUCUAAAGAGCAGGACAUUACUACAACCUCUUCAGUCCCCCCAGCAAUAUCUCUUACUCUCUUUUGCUCGUGUGCUGUUUGUAGUUCAGAAUAUGUCACUUUUGGAAAGGAGUAAAUUUUGUGUGUUCAAGAAUAAAAACGUGCAGAAAAGCUAGGGCUGGGCACUCAUACAGCAGAUUGUGUGCUCUGUCUUCUCCUCAAACAGCUUACAUUUACCGUCAAUGGUGCACAGAAAUGAUAAUUCCUCAGCUGUGCAGUUUGUUGGGCGUUAAACAUCUUGAAUCAAGUGUGUACUAAAAUAUGAGAUAUUACUAUUCUCUGAACAGAGGGAAUUUAAAAUAAAGACCUGCCUCUAAUACAAGCCUGCUUCAAAUAAAGGCCUGGUACCUUAGGCAGAAUGGAAACAUUAAAGACCAGGCUUAUCUAUGAAGAUUAAACAGGAACUUGCUCACUUUUGUCAUUUUAACCCUUAACUACUUGUAAGAAAGGAAGAAAAAAUAAAGUCUAGACGUAGUUGAGGGUACAGAAAUUUAAAGCAAGGGUGCAGUGCAUGCAUUUUGUGUCGAGUCAUGUCUUGUCGUGGUUGCGUUGUGUUCCGAACCUUACAACAACGCAAAAUACUGGGCUGAACGCCUAAUUCUCAUUCAUUUAGGUUCAGAUCAAGACAGGAAACAGAGCACAGGGGAACUCAGUUUUAAAAUGUGUAUUGGACAAGUUGGAGGCAGAGGAGAAACUGGAUGAUAUAUCGCUCAGUGGGCCAAACCAAACCUUUUUUGUUCUUUAUUCAGGAUCCAUAAAACACAUCCCAGUUAAGAGUCUCCAUGUCCAACGUGUGUCUCUGCGAUUUAGCUUCAGCUUUACUGAGCCUGGUAUGUCAACCCUCAGAAAACACAUGGAUUCACUGCUCAGUCAGCCGUGUAAUGAACGCCACUGUCCAGAAUCUCCAGCUAAUUAACUGCACAGCAGGUUUCACGGUGACGUUUAAUAACUUUAGGCCUGCCCGCACAACGCCGCCAUGAAGCAGGGCUAGUUCACUUCAUAAAUACCAUUUCAAAGAAAUAAAAACAGAUCAUUCCUGCGCUUGCACGGGAACCCGAGUCACACUGUGUUCAGGCAUUACACUGUUUUGGCAAGCUGCCACUUCACCAAGGCCUCUGAAGUCCUGUUUAACACCCAGCUGUCAGUACGUUUAGCGUGAAGCUUCUCACGCUGUCAGCAAGUGACAAGAAAUGGGGCAAAUCUUGGCCCCGUUACCCUGUUCAGGACUCUGUUCUGGCAGCGUGACAGCAAUGUCUCAUUUCACUGAAACAGAAACAGGUCAUGAACCAGAAUCAGAUAGGGGCUACAUAAGGACUGGACACAGGAAAAGCUACAAAUUGAGAUGUAGUCUUAAAAUAAAAGAAGAAACUCUCCGUAUUUGAUCCAUUCAACAGUUCUGCUUCUUUCUUCUGCUGGUUGAUUAGCCAAACAGCCUCGUGCUGCCACGAAUGCAAUAAGCUCCACAGUUGGCUCAUAUAGUCUCUUAAAAUAACCUCAUUGUAUGGAGAGCUUUUCUCAGAUCUUGCAGUAUUUUUAACUCUCUGCGGAUCUUCCUGUCUGAGUGGGGCAGUGAGCGACCCACUGUGAGUUUCCAGCUCUGUGCUUAAUGCUAAUCAUCCAUUGUUCCUGCUGUCACAUCCACUUUGUCGAGGAGGAAGAGCUAUGUUGAGCGUAACUUGAUUAUAUACUCCCCCCACCCACAGAAACCCCAUGCCCCUCACCCCUGAUGCUCAGACACACACUCUUAUUAUCAUUUCAGCCCAAUGUGGACCACUGUACUGAUUCUGAAUUUAAAGAAAGCUCUUAACUUAAGUGGCUUCAGGCUGACUCCUCAUGCCCUAUAACUAAGUUCCUGUUUUUGCACUAGAAUUAAACAUGUUAAUAACCCGGUACCAAAACAGUUUGGGUCUCUAUAACCUCUUUUCCUUCAGAAUUACAAAGUGCAGUUGUUUGAUAUAAAUGUCACAGCUGCAGAGAGAGACGGUUUGCACGCUAGGCUACAGUUUUCUGCAGACGGGGCCAAUCCUACCAUGUAAUUUAGACCCAUGCAUGCAUCUGUGUGAAUGUUUUAGCUCUGACCUUUGCCUUCAGAAAGCCCGUUUGUUUUUUGCUUGAUUGUGCAGGAUUGUUUUUAUCACUCUUCUUCAAAAUAAAGCAGCGAUAAAGAGACUCCAGUUUGUCCAAAACUCAGCUGCCAGACCUCUGAGACACGCCCAAGUCUGCUCACAUCACUUCUGUCUUAUUGCAUCUUCAUCAGUCAGUUUUCACCAGUCAGUCACUGAUUUGUUGUGCCCCUACUCCCCAGGGCGCACCCUUAGGUCGUCAGGCCGGAACACCCUAAUGGUGCAGAAGACCCGUUCUAAAACUCGGGGGCUUCCAGACUCUGGAACGAUUUGCCCCUCUCGCUCCGUUUGAUCGACUCAGUGGAAACCUUUAAAAAUCAGUUGAAAACUCUUUUAUUUAGUCAAGCUUUUAAUGAACAGGGUUUUGUUUGUCUCUUUUACCUUUCUUUUAUAUCUGCACUUAUUUCCAUAUUUACCUGUACUGUCUUCGUAUUUGUGUAUGUAUAUGAACCUAUCUUUUUUUUUGUACCGUUUUAUAUUUAUCAAAUUGCACUUAUUUUAUCGACAGCGCUUUGCGAAAAGCACUCUAUUAAUAAACUUUACUUACUUACUUACUCUUCUGUUUUGAGGUAAUUAUACAUAUGAAGCAAAUUCAGAUGUGUUGCUAAUUUGACUGAGGGAGUCUGAGUCAGGAUUUCUAAUAUUUGACAGUCUUUGUGCUUCCAGAAACCAAUGGAGAAUACCACUGAGACUCUUUAUGUAUUGUUGCACAUUGUAUUGUUGCAACUUUACUGUCAAUAAAAUGUAGAACAGAGUUAAAAUAUUCAUCAGAGCUCUCUUACGCUAUUGUUUUUCUGUUUUGAGUUAUUGUUUUCAGCCCGGCUCUCCAUCUCGCAGCAACAUUCAUCACCUUACUCGAACAGUUGGCAGGCGUAGCAAACCACCCGCCCACACGGCAUCACCGCCCACCUUCCCAGUAUGCCGCUGGCUACUUACCACAGCCCUCCUGACCCCGAUGGAGUGAAGGAGAAGCACAAAGAGUUCUUAUUGACAGGAAAAGACCGGCUGCAUUUAUAACCGCACGUUUACUUCAAAGUGCACAUCACUGCUCCGUUUCUCGAAAUACCUUUGACACAAUGUUCUGAUACGAGAUUCUUCGAGAAGAGGAGAAAGAUGAACGCUGUGUAGUAAUUUUGCACCUUUUGAGUUUGAGUUUAACAGAAUAAUAUCUGUGCAAAAAAAGGAAGAAUCCAAACAUAUCUGAGGUGGUUUAAAAACUAGUCUUUGGGUCGUUGCUGCUGGUUUACUGCUGCUUGCAUUUAAAGUCUCAUUGGGCGGCCUUUAAAAACAGCCAAAUGAAUUGAUGUAGAUGUUCAGUGUCUGAGCACCAACAGCAUGUUAUGUUUUUAAAGAGAGACGGCCUUGUACCAUGUUUAAGGAAAAAAAUUAUGUUCUGUUUUUUUUUUUUUUUUUUUUGGACCUGUGUCCGAUUUGUUAACUUUGAGGCGGGGCCUUUAGACCAUUACACUACAACUCUAAAUAUGUUGGCUUCACUUUUUGAUCCUUCUUGGGGAGCUUACAGGCCGUCCAUCUCUUUCUACAGUCAGUGGUUUGGGCAUAUACUGGACUAACUGGAUAAUGGCAGAAGGAAACCGUAGUAGCUGAAUGCACUGACACUCAUCAGUGACAUUAUACUGACGCUGUUUCUGCCAAAUAGAAGAUCUAAUCUGAACAAAAGGCCUAUUUUUGUUUCUAUCUCUGUCACAGAGUAACACACUGAGCCAACCCGAGCCCUAAUGAUGCCUGUCAGCCUUCAUAGGCCCAUCUCAGCCUCUGCUAAUGGCCUGUCUGUCUGUGAAUAUCAUUAAAAUUAGUGGCCUGCUUAACCUUAAUACUUAAUGGUUUCUUCUUAUGAUCCGAAAUUGUUUGAUAGAAAAACAUUACUGCAGAACUCCUUAUUGUGACUGGUUUUGCAGCACGCCGACCUUUCUGCCCCGACUCGGUAAAGUCCUUUUGACCCAGAUCUGCGCCCAUGAAAAAGACAAACCACUUGCCUCUGCAUACAUCAUUUAUAGUUUGUCUCUCUGAGGACUUCUGUCGUCUACAAACAGACGAAGAAGAACGAACACUGAGCCACACAGCUCGUCAUGACUAAUUCAGUAUAUUCUGCUCCUUCUGCAGCUGAUCAGCACUUUUAUCCUGCACCAUACAGUUUAUGUGAACUCAGAUUUUUGAGAUUUGAGUUAAUGCAUUUUAGCAGGAGCAAACUUCAAACUUUUAUUAUAAUUAUACACAUAGACAGAGUAUUAGGGCCACAUUAAGAAAAAAAAAAAAAAGACUGAGAUUAAAGUAAUUACUAACGAGAAUAAAGUCAUAAUAAAAUCAUUAUUUACGAGAAUUAAGACGUUAAUUAAAUAAAGUCUUAAAGCUGCUUUUGUGGAGGAGGAACUGCAGAGUUAUCUGUGAGCUCCGACGAGCACCACAUCUGUCUCUGAUGCGGGCACAACACCGGCAGCAACCUCCACCUACAGAGGCACCAACACCUCAUGGCAAAGAUUCAUACGAUAAACUAAAGCCAUUUGAAACUAUUGCUAUAAACGGCUGCAUUGAGGGAUUUAACCUCUGCACAGCCAUUUCCAGCCUUUUCCCCCUCCUCAAAAACAGCGAUUUCCUACAAGUCUUCCUGGUUCUUUCUGUGGAAAAGAUGCAUUUCUUGCGUAUGUCCUGAUACUUAUGACAAUAUGAUGCUGAAACACCAAAGGAUUUAGUAUCUCCUUGUUUGUGAAACCUAGCUACUUUAGUUCAAUUCAUCUAAAUGCUUCACAGCGCUCAUUUAAAUAACUAACAACAGGUUUGAAUAGACAUUAGCUACGACUUUAUUCUCGUAAGUAAUCAGUCUUAAUUUUUUUUAUCUUAAUGUGGUCCUAAUACUUUGUCGUACAUCUUCCCUCUGCUGUCCCAGAGGAAAAUAGCUAUCUAAACACAUAAUUCAACAUGUUGGCAAGUUAUCCCCCUUCCUGCCAGACAGUGUAAGUGUGUGAGAUUUUUAUUUUAAAUGAAUCUGGUUGACAGAAGUUUAGAAAUACUAUACAGCUCAAGAAGAUCUCCCGUUACUCUGUUGUUGAUAGAGUAAAUUAUGACAUUUGUAACCCACAUGGUUACUAAAUAAAUUUAUGUGAUUUUAUGGUGGAGCAUCAGCCCCAUGCUCAGUGUCAUGACCGUUGAACGUGCAGAGCGCCAUCUUGCUCAUAGACGAGCUACUGACAAGAGCACCGGCCCAUAAACGAGCUGACAAACCGGGGUAUGUAACGCAGGGCUCUCAAGUCUCACGCAAUCAGCGUGAGACACACGCAUUCCCACCCGUUCACACGCUCACACGCAACACAUUGUAUUUCUCACGCAUUUAAAUGAACACGGUGAUGUCCACCAAGUUGCACCUCUUUAACUAUGGAACAGGUAGGAAUCAACUGAGUUUCUCAGAGAGUUCAGAAGCUGCGUGCCACGCGCAAGCCAAUCAAAUAAAGUAUAUCUACUGAACAGCCAAUCAAAAAGCAGCAUUGCUGUAUCCGGGUAGAUUUUGAUAUCUUGCGGUUUGACUACAGAAGAAGACAGACACUCGCCGUAAUAGAGCAGGUUAUUUAUAAGGACGAGAUAGACCCGAUGAUUACAGUAAGUCAGUAACCUACACAUGCAGAGAUCUCAACACCUCAUGGCAUAUAAACUCAUAUGAUAAACUAAAGCCCUAUGCUAUUGCUAUUAACAGCUGUAUUGACGGAUUUAGUCUCUGUACAGCCAUUUCCAGCCAUUUUCCCCUCCGCAAAAGCAGCAUUUCUCAUAUAUCUAAAAUAUAAGUUCUGAUACUCAUGACAGUGUAAUGCUCAUAUACCAAAGGAUUAAGUAUCUCCAUGUUUGUGACACCUAUACUAAAGUACAAUUCAUCUAAAUGCUCCACAGUGCUGAUUUUAACAACUCUCCUUCACAACAGGUAACUUUACGACUUAAUACUGAGAUAUUAAUGACUUUAUUCUCCCAAAUAAUAACUUUAUUCUUUGAGAUUAAAAAGCGCUUUUUUUCUAAUUGUGCCCCUUAUACUCCGUUGUAUUUAAGAGAUAAUUAUACUCCCCCCCCCCCCCCAAGGAAAUCUCACUCUAAGCUUAGUUCAAAACUUGAGAGCCCUGGUAACGUGAUAAAAAACACAUAAAUUAAUGAUUAAUCCUCGGGCAGUAUCUUGAUAAAGGGAAAGUCGUGUGAGUGAGCGUGAGAGAGAGGAGCCGGUUUCACCGUGUUAAUCCUCUGUGAGAACUCAGAUAAGAAAUAUGCUACAUGCUAAGGAGCUAGGCCUUGAAGUUAGCUGUUGAUACUAGCAUGAAGUGAGAAAAUUCCUUUCAUAGAAGUAUGUUAAACUAACCAGUCGGAGUCAGCAAUAUGUUUCCUAAUAUUUUAAACCUUCUGUGUAACCUGCAGUGUCAUUGUGAACUUUGGAAAAUAGCUUUAAAAGGAUCGUUAGCGAGCUAGCGUGAAGCUAACGCUAAUCGCGGCUAGCGCCGCUAUGCUCAUUCUAGUAUUACCUGUAAUGGGAAUGUGAAUGGUGAAGCUGGUUUAGCUAAAUUGCCGCGACUGUAGCAUAUGAAAGAGAAAGAGAUGACAUGUGAUGAUUAUUUAUGUUGAUAUGAUGCAAAUUGUGAGUGUUUUUGGUUAAAGUAAUGUGCACAGCAUGUUUUACCGCACUGAACCUCAUGUUGGUUAAAAAAGAAGAUUAAUACUGUUAAUUUAAGGUUAAAAGAGUUAAAAAGAUAAAUAAUCUAUGGGUUAAAAGAUAAAUAUUGAUGUUUGAAAGAUAAAUAUCGAUUAAUAGAGCUGUUUAAAAUAUUAGUAGUACUUUAUUUGAAUAAAUAAGUGCAUUUAUGUUAAAAUAGGUAAUUGUCAUGAUAAAAUACUUAUCCCAUACUGUAAAAACAUACAGACUAAUUUAUAAUGGUUUGAAUGCUGUACAUCCUGCAUAUAGAUAUAGAUAUUGAAGUUAUAGAGUGAAAUAGAGUAAUAGAGAAAGUAGAAAGAUGUCGUGAUUUGAAUAGAUAGAAAUGGAUGUUUGUUCUGCGCUCAUGUGUAGACUGUUUUUUUUGUUGCUGGAUUAGGACUUUAUUCAGAUUUCGAACCCAGGCGGUUUGGUGGCAAGCCAAAAAGGACGAGCGGCUCAGACAGAAUGGUGCACAGUCUGGCCAACCGUGGGAUCCACGGCGAGAAACCUCAGACAUCACCUCACUUCACCUGUGAUACAGAUAAGAACAUAACACAAACAUUUACCUGGGUAAGAUCCACCAGGAGGUUCUUUAUUUCCAUUUCAUUCUGUUAAAAGAGCAGCAAGAUUCAGUGUCUAAAAAGACUAAUACACUGCAAAAUAUUACAGUUGUUAACUUCAUGCUAUUGUGUUUGAAUAACUAUUACCAGCUUUCUGAACCUAGAGAGAUUGUAGGUGUCAUAGUGUGUUCUUCUGAUCAGGCUGAAGGCGCUACGCAAUCACCUGUCUGUCCACCGGAUUGGACACUUUUUUGGAUGGCCAUGAUCUUUGGGCCCUUAGGUGGCACCACAUACAAAGCAGACGUGACUCUGAAGUGGAAAUCCCAGGAAAGGCCCAAAGAUCAUGAUGAAUAACUACUCUUUGUAAAAAGGCAAAGCCCAAAACGUUCUGAAGAUGAUAAAUCAAAAGUUAAUAUAGUUUUUGGAGGUCAUAGAUGCUCCUCUUUGAAGGGGAGCUUAAACUUCUGGUGUAACCAGAGACCUUUUAUAUUUCAGGGGGAAGAAAAACAACAUUUUGCUGGUAUUACAACAGCAUGGUUCUAUCAUAAAAGAGUCCUAACUGCAGUCUCAACUUCACUGGGAACAUUCAGCAGACUCUUAAGUGUUGGGAUGGUGAUCUUUUCGUUUUUUUUUGUUUUGUCAGUAGAAAACCACGAAGAAUUUCCAGAACGGUCAGAGAUAAAUGUUUGUUUUUAAGAAUUUACAACCUAAAAUGUUACAUAUUGAAUCAAGAACGAAUGUUUCCUUAUAAAUGCAGGCCGACAGUAAAAACACUCCUCUUUCUGGAUUAUAGAAAACCUGGAUUCCCCCUCCCUCCUCUCUCACACAGCUCUCUCCACUCUGCACACUCACUUCCUUGUUCCCUCCCCUUCAGAUCUACAGUUGGGGUUGGGUGUAACCGCCGUGUGCUGAGCUGAUCCUGCUGACUCACACAUGUUGUUGAGAUCAGAGCUCAGACUAGGAAGUGAAACUUAGUCAGUCAUCGACAGCGAGUGUUGAAAUGGCGCAGAAAGGAGUUCAGCUGGACCAGGAAUCUUUCUCUUGUUCCAUCUGUUUGGAUCUUCUGACUGAUCCAGUGACUGUUCCCUGUGGACACAGCUUCUGCAUGAGCUGUAUUCAAACCUACUGGGAUAAAGAGGAUGAGAAGAAGAUCUACAGCUGUCCUCAGUGCAGGCGGACCUUCAUACCGAGGCCUGUCCUUAUGAAAAACACCAUGUUAGCAGGUUUAGUGGAGGAACUGAAGAAGAGCGGACUCCAAGCUGCUCCUGAUGAUCUCUAUGAAGCUGGACCUGAAGAUGUGGUCUGUGAUUUCUGCAGUGGGAGAAAACUGAAAGCUGUCAAGUCCUGUCUGGUCUGUUUGAUCUCAUUUUGUGAAAAACACCUCCAGCCUCAUUUUGAAUUACCUCCAUUAAAGAAACACAAGCUGGUGGAGCCCUCCAAGACGCUCCAGGAGAACAUCUGCUCUCGUCAUGAUGAGGUGAUGAAGAUCUUCUGCCGCACUGAUCAACAGUCUAUCUGUUAUCUCUGCUCUGUGGACCAACACAAAGGCCAUGACACAGUCUCAGCUGCAGCAGAAAGGACUGAGAGGCAGAAAGAUCUGGAGGAGAGUCGAGAAAACAUCCAUCAGAGAAUCAAGAACAGAGAAGAAGAUGUGAAGCUGCUCCAACAGGAGGUGGAGGCUAUCAAUGGCUCUGCUGAUAAAGCUGUGGAGCACAGCCAGGAGAUCUUCAGCCAGCUGAUCCGUCUGAUGGAGAAACGCCGCUCUGACAUGGAGCAGCAGGUCAGAUCCCAGCAGGAACGUGAAGUGAGUCGAGUCAAAGAGCUUCAGAAGAAACUGGAGCAGGAGAUCACUGAGCUGAAGAGGAAAGACGCUGAUCUGCAGAAGCUCUCACUCACAGAGGACCACAACCAGUUUCUGCACAGCUACCCCUUACUGUCAGAACCGGGUCAACCUGCAGACUCAUCCAGAAUCAACAUCCGUCCUCAGAGAUACUUUGAGGAGGUGACAGCAGCUGUGUCAGAGGUCAGAGAGAAACUCCAGGAUCUUCUGACAGAGAUGUGGACAAAUGUCUCACAGGCAGUGACCGAUGUAGAUGUUUUACUGUUAGAACCACCAGAACCAGAACCCAAGACCAGAGCUGAUUUCUUAAGAUUUUCACGAAGGAUCACACUGGAUCCAAACACAGUAAACACAGAAUUAUUAUUAUCUGAUGGAAACAGAAAAGCAACAUUUACAGAAAAACAACAGUCUUAUCCUGAUAAGACUGUUGUAAGACGUGUAGCAGUUGCAUACAAGACUGUCAGCAGAGUAGGGGACUUAGAGGACUGUAGAUUUGGGUACAAUGACAAAUCUUGGAUGUUAGACUGUAACAAAAGCGGUGUUGAAUUCGUGCACAACGAUGUCCACACUCCUGUGUCAGGUCCUCGGUCCGCCAGAGUAGGAGUGUAUCUGGAUCACAGAGCAGGUAUUCUGUCCUUCUACAGCGUCUCUAAAACCAUGACUCUCCUCCACAGAGUCCAGACCACAUUCACUCAGCCGCUACAUGCUGGACUGAUGUUAUUCUAUCGUUAUCGAGACUCUGCCGAGUUUAUUGAACUGAAGUAAAAAAUCAAAACCACAGACGUGUUAAAAAAUUGCAGUGUACUAGUAUGCUAAUGUAUUGUAUUGUUUACAAAGCAGCAAAAUUGUGUCUUGAUUCUCACUGGCUUUUCUCUCUCAUUUUGUGGGACAGUGAUAGUAAAUUAGAUAUCAAAUUAACAUUUUGAUUUUUAAUUUUGUCAAAGCCAAAAAAAAAAACAAAAAAAAACUGUACCUCUUUGGGGCUGUUUUGUGGUUUAAAGACGUGGUUUGACUUUGACUUGAAGGACAAAACAGAAACAGUGCUGUGAGAUAGUAUUACAGGGAAAUCAUGUAAUUUCACCUUUAAAUCAACAGUUAAUUUUAGGUUAGCUGAUCAUGUAUGAGCUGUGUGUUGUUUAGAGUGCUGCUUCUUUACAUUUACAGCGUGUGUGUGAAUGUUAUAUACUGUUAAAAUAUAUUUGUAUGUAUGUAUAUAUAUAUAUAUAUAUAUAUAUACACAUACACACACACACAUAUAUAUAUAUGUAUACACACACACAUACUGUAAAUCCAGCUGAAGUGCAUGUAAAAAGAAACAGCAGCUCAAACAACACACAGCUCAUACAUGAUCUGCAAACCUGAAAUGAACUGUUGAUUUAAAGGUAAAAUUACAUGAUUUCUCUGUAAUAUAUAUUAUACACACACACACACGUAUAUAUAUAUAUAUAUAUAUAUAUAUAUAUAUAUAUAUAUAUAUAUAUAUAUAUUUAUAUAUAUAAAUGUUUAAAAGUUUUCAAAAUUUAUUAUCAAGACUAUUUUGACUAUAAUCUUGAUUUUUAUGUUUAUUGUUUCUUUACUAUUAUUACAGUACCAAAUGUUUACUUUUCAAUUAUGAAAUGAAUUAACAGUCAUUAAAUAUCACAGAAAGUGGAGAAAGUGAACUUUAAAACAAAAUCCAGAAAUUUGUCAGAUAUCUUAGUGUGAACAAUAAACCUUUGUUGUUUCUGUUUCUUUUCUUAGUGCUAACUGAGUGUUUGAAAACUGAAGCUGAUGCAAAAGUGUAAUAACUGCAGUUUUGAACCAGUCAUUGUCAGGACAGCAGGUCAUAUUACAAUGUCCUUUUUUUUUUGCUGGUUAAACGUGAACACCCUGAAAGUUUGGUCUGAGUCUGUACCAUCUCUUUUGACUUUGUCAAGUCUGAGUUUCAUUUUCUGAUUAGGCCUAACGAGGGGCAUCAUUAGCUGUUUUCUAGUUUACCUCAUCUCCACAUCUGCUGAUUUCUUGAUUAGCUAAAGGUUAAUUCAACACUUCAAUCCCAAAAAGGCCACAUUCAUCUUUUGGAUUUGGACGUCUCUGAGGUCUCUGAGACCGAACUGUAAUCUAUUCAGACUAAGACUGCCCCAAUAUUUAGGUGUUUAUGAUAGCUAUGUUUAUGAAAAAUUUAAAUAUUGAUAUCGUGCUAAAAAGUCAUAAAAUAGAGGGGACUAGUUCUCCAUAUUUUCCCACCCAAUCAUCUUCCCCUGCUCUGUAUCCUCCCCUCUUUGCUAUGCCUUCAUUUUUCUUCCUUACCCUCCCUCCUCCCUUUAUCCCCCAGCACCCCCUCUCAUCCUUGCCUCCUUUCUGUCUUUCUCUUCCUUCAGCCAACCAACCGCAAGACAAAUGGACAAAUGCCUCAUUGGUGAUAUAUAGCUACUUCCUCCCCCUCCAUCCUCCACAGCCUGAGGAGGGAGGAGGAGGAGGAGGAGGAGGAGGAGGAGGUGUAGCUACAUAUAUAAGGCUAGUGAAGUAGCCAGAGUCAAUGGGGUAUGGUUGAGUGGCGUCGUUAGCUCCAUUUCCAGGCGUCAGCAUUGUGAUCUACAGUGACAGUGUGCUCCGUGGUUCUUAAGUGUAGAAAAACAAAAUAACUUAAAGGUUGCUGUUGCUGUCAAGAGCAAUAAGCAUUUAUCCAAUUUAGUCAGUUCAUUCACAAUAAUUACGCAAAGAGACUGAAGCAGAGGCAUGUGGUGCGUUCAGAUCGACUUCCAACUGAGCAUGUGUCAACGGAGAUCUAAUGGCGCAGGCGUGGAGCUACUCAAAUCAAAUACCCCAAAUCUUUGAGUUAAAAUUUCAAUCUGUAAAAAUCUGUUGACUUCUAACUCUUCAGGUUUGUGAAAAAGACACAAAGAAGAGCAGCCUUUGACCAGUGAGAUCGCUCCCAACAACAAUGGCUGAGAUCCAAUCAUGGAGCUCUGCUGUGGAAAUACUGUAAAAACCAGCCCCUCAGUUUUCAGGGCUGGUAGUGUUUCCUUGACAACAGCAAACAUGCAGGUCGGAUCAACAUUAAACUGAAAAUUUUUAUCAACAGUUGAAUUGAAACACUAAAUUUUUCUUUUGUCACUCUGAACAAAUGCAUAAAAAUAACUGCAGCACCUGUAUGAGGUCCUCCUUUCCUUAACUUGAGCAUUUUUCCUCUCAUUUCCAGCUCUCUGACUCUGUUUCAUGUCUGUUUUUGUCUUUAAAAUAUCUUAAAUGCAGUCUGCCUUCACUGAAAUUGACAUUUUUGAACCAAUCAUAAUCAAGUAUUUAACACAGCUUGGUUACUAGUCAGAAAGCCUGGUAAUAAAAAAUAACACAUUAUGAUUUUUGACCUGUCGAAGCAUCUCCAGGUCAAAAACGUCCAUUCACACCAAAUCCAUGUAACGCGAAAUUAACAUUGAUUAAUAAUGCUGAACUUUAGCAUGCACUGAUGUAGCUAAGUAUCAAGCAGUGCUAACUCAAAUUUUCUUCAACACACGCAAACACAAAUACACAAAAUGUUUCAAGUCUUUUUAAAAUGACAUAGAUGCAGUUGUGAAAUCAUUCCUGAGUGGACCAAAAGGAAAUUUGAAAUAAAAAAAGGUACUUCUGAGCCAAAAUGGCCUAAAAUGUGUUAAUUCUGUGUCUGCUUGUUUUUGACACGGUGAGGUUAGAGUUUAGGGUCCGAUCAGUCUUGCAUCUAAGGGUUAAUGUGUGACUUAUAAUUGCUUAUUGUUGAGAAAAAGUAGAUUUUGUUGUCCUUUUAAAGUGUUUGCGUGAAAGGAUGAGUCUCGGCACACUUAAUUAUGACUAAAAUGUGGUAACUGCUGGAUGGCUAGAUGGUAGAGUCUGCGCAUGAAUGGGUUAAUUAAUCGUCACAAGAGUGGUUGAUGAAUGAAAGACCAGACUAAUGAAAACACGAGCGAUGGAUGAGAGAAAUGAUAGGAUGAAUGAGGGAUUAAUGAAUGGUGCACUUAACUGAAGGACGCUUUAAUGAAAGCAAAGAAGCUGCAGGUUGAUGGAUGAGUAGGUGGAGGUAAACCGAUAGAUGAAGGAUAGAGAUUUAUGAAUAAACAAAAUUAAAGGUGGAACGAGAUGGAUGAAGUGGAUUGAGGGGUAAAUGGGCAGAGGAGCGAGUGAUAGAUGGAGGGAUGAAGUGGUCAACAAAAGGGCUGCGUAAAGAACGAUUUGGAGGAAAAGUGGGUGAUAGAUGAAAUGAUUUAACGGACGACUCGCAAACAUGACAAGUGCACAAGAGCAGAGUGAUGAAUGUUGGAUGGAUGGAUGGAUGAAGGAUGGAUGGAGAGAGUGGAUGAAGUGUGCAGAGUGAUAUGACAGAUGAAAACUGUACGGAUGAGUCUGAUGGACGGACCAAUGACAUUUUACGUCAGUGCGAAAUGCGAAAUAUAAGCGGAAUAUAAGCGGAUGAUGAAAUGUCAGAAAAUGAGCGUCAUCCCGUCUUUUGUGUUUGUAAUUUUUUCUCUUCAGGCUGAAUGAGUCCUCCUGAAAAUGUCACCGUCUGUUCUCUGUUUACUGUAUCACCAGUCGCCUUUUUCAGGUCGUUUUCCCCACUGUUCCCUGAUGCUGUUUGUGUGUUAAUCCCUUACACGAUUCGUACAAAACUUCAUGCUGUUAUAACAGAUCAGUUAUCUUUUUACUUCCACCCUGUUAUCACUCUUGAUUCACUGUUAAUUUACCGGCCGGUUCAGAUUGUUCAGAUUGAACACGACACGCCCUCUCAAUCCACACUUUUCUUAGCAGGUAAAACAACAAAUGCAGGUGUGAUAUGAAGAAGGUGAAGCAGCAUGUAAAUCUGUUCAGAUUUUAUUCUUUCAGGGCUUAAGAGAAAAGAUGUUCAUCCAAAGUCACAAUGCAGACUGAAGUUUCCUGUGAACAAAACUCGUUAUAUGAUUGAUCGUUAUGAUCGUUAUAUGGAGAUCCUGGAGACCACAUAAUUAUAUGACACAGCAGACACAGACGAGGAGCUCUCAGUGACUCAGUUAAUUUUUAAUUAUUUUUUUUUUACUGAAACAAUCAGCUGCUUCACCACAAUCUCAGUUGAAUCAGAAAAAUAAGUUUCAAAAAUUAAUGUGAUUAUUAUUACAGUUACAGAAAACCUCAUUUGAACACCCAUUCACAGAAAAGAGUCAUGAUAGAUGUCUUUACAAAUACGUCACAUUUUAAAGUAGUUUUCUUAAGUAUCGGACCUUCAAAUUCUGCACAAACUGAAGCUGAGGAACAUUUUUUUAACACAGCUGCAGGUUUUACUCAGUUGGUAAAGCGACAGUCCUUGUCACACUGGGACCGAGGAUCAAUCCCCAAUCCUGACAUGAUUUAGUGCAUGUCCUUUCUCCUCUCUCUACAUUUUCUGUCUGAUCAAAUAAAUGACAAAACAUCCCAAAAUAUUUGAAGAAUAAAGUAAAUGUAAAUUCAUGAUGAUGCAAACAACAGUCUCAUCUGGACACAAGGCUUAACAUUCAUGUGCUGUGACCAAAAAGCUAACAACAAAUAAAAGAUCUCCCUCAACAAACAUAUCAGACACAGUUGGGUCUAUUUUUCAAACAUUUUUGGAACAUCAUCAAAAAUAAAGACACCACAGUCUCAACUAAUCCACCAUCACCCACCAACUCUUUUCAAAACUACUCACUACAAAAUCAGUGCUUCUGAAAAUCAGGACAAAAGCGAGCAUCAGGAACUGAAGAUCAGAGUUCUUGAUGUGAAAAUGAUCCACAAACAUUUACAAACCAGAACAUUUCAAGAGUUCAAUGAUCUCAUUACAUGUUUUUGGUCUGAUUGACUCAAAAUUCUGUUUAUUUCAGUUCAAUAAACUCAGCAGAAUCUCCAAUCGACCAGUGUAACCACAGUCCAGCAUGUAGCGGCUGAGUGAAUGUGGUCUGGACUCUGUGGAGGAGAGUCAUGGUUUCAGAGACGCUGUAGAAGGACAGAAUACCUGCUCUGUGAUCCAGGUACACUCCUACUCUGGAGGACCAAGGACCUGAGAUAGGAGCGCUGACGUUGUUGUGCAUUAAGCUAUAGCCAUUUUUAUCACAGUCUAACCUCCAAGAUUUGUCAUUCAAUCCAAAUCUACAAUCGACUGAGUCCCCUGCUCUGCUGAUAGUCUUGUAUGCGACUGCUACAAGAACCUUGUCCCCUCUCAGCUCCAUCUCCCAGUAACAACGUCCAGUCAGACUCUCUCUACUCAGGACCUGACGAUAAUUAGUGAAUCUGUCUGGGUGAUAAGAAUAAUCAUGUAGUACUUCUGUCCUUGUUGCUCUUCUGUUUCCAUCAGAUAAUAACAGCCCUCUGUUUACUGUGUUUGGAUCCAGUGUGAUUCUUCGUGAAUAUCUUAAGAAACCAGCUCUGGUCUUGGGUUCUGCUGGUCCUGGUGGUUCUGACAGUAAAACAUCCACUUCAGUCACUGCCUGUGAGACGUUUGUCCACGUCUCUGUCAGAAGAUCCUGGAGUUUCUCUCUGACCUCUGACACAGCUGCUGUCACCUCCUCGAAGUAUCUCAGAGGACGGAUGUUGAUUCUGGAUGAGUCUGCAGGUUGACCCGGUUCUGACAGUGAGGGGUAGCUGUGCAGAAACUGGAUGUGGUCCUCUGUGAGUGAGAGCUUCUGCAGAUCAGCGUCUUUCCUCUUCAGCUCAGUGAUCUCCUGCUCCAGCUUCUCCUGAAGGUCUUUGACUCGACUCACUUCACGUUCCUGCUGGGAUCUGACCUGCUGCUCCACCUCAGAGCGGCGUUUUUCCAUGAGACGGAUCAGCUGGCUGAAGAUCUCCUGGCUGUGCUCCACAGCUUUAUCAGCAGAACCGUUGAUAGCCUCCACCUCCUGUUGGAGCAGCUUCACAUCUUCUUCUCUGUCCUGGAUUCUCUGCUGGAUGUUUUCUCGACUCUCCUCCAGAUCUUUCUGCCUCUCAGUCCUUUCUGCUGCAGCUGAGACUGUGUCGUGACCUUUGUGUUGGUCCACAGAGCAGAGAUAACAGAUAGACUGUUGAUCAGUGCGGCAGAACAUCUUCAUCACCUCAUCAUGACGAGAGCAGAUGUUCUCCUGGAGCUUCCUGGAGGGCUCCACCAGCUUGUGUUUAGCAUAGGCAGGAGAUUCAUAAUGAGGCUGGAGGUGUUUUUCACAAAAUGAGAUCAAACAGAACAAACAGGACUUGACAGCUUUCAGUUUUCUCCCACUGCAGACGUCACAGGCCACAUCUUCAGGUCCAGCAUCAGAGGGAUCAUCAGGAGCAGCUUGGAGUCCACUCUUCUUCACUUCCUCCACUAAACCUGCUAACACGAUGUUUUUUAUUGGGACAGGCCUCGGUGUGAAAGUCUGUCUGCACUGAGGACAGCUGUAGAUCUUCUUCUCAUCCUCAGUAUCCCAGUAGGAUUGGAUACAGCUCAUGCAGAAGCUGUGUCCACAGGAAACAGCCACCGGAUCCUUCAGAAGAUCCAAACAGAUGGAACAAGAGAAAGACUCCCGGUCCAGAUGAACUCCUUUUUGCGCCAUUUCAACACUCGCUGUCGACGACGACUGACUGGGUUUUCUUUCCUGAAAAGUGAAACUAGUCUGAGCUCUGAUCUCAACAACAUGUGUGAGUCAGCAGGAUCAGCUCAGCACACAGAGGUUAUAGCCACCUCAAACUGUAGAUCUGAAGGGGAGGGAGCAAGGAAGUGAGUGAGCAGAGUGGAGUGAGCUGUGUGAGAGAGGAGGGAGGGGAAACCGAGCUUUUCUACAUUCCAGGAAGAGGAGUGUUUUGGCCUUUAGUCUGUGUCAUAAGGAAACAUUUACUCUCAAAGCAGUUACAUAUUAGGUUGUAAAUUCUUAAAAACACAAACAUUUAUCUCUGACCUUUCUGAAAAUUAUUUUAUGCUAGCUUACUUGGAAAUGCUCUAGUUAUUUCUCUAUUUUGGAUUAUUGGGAGGUAAUAUCUAUAAAUAAAAUAUAUUUAUAGAUAUUUAGAUAUUCAAACAGGACUAUCAGGAUAAUUCAGUAGAAAUUUUGCAACCAUUGCUUUAUCAGUUUUUAUUAAAAAGUCAAAUAGACAAACUUUUUGAACUAAGGCGCUGACUUUACACCUACAGGCACAUCAAUAACAGAGCUUUAGUCCAAUGUGUGCACUUGAAGUCAGCUCCUAACUUUUCGUUAAUCCUUCCUUUUAAAGUCUAUUUAUUAGGUUUUUACCUGGUAAUAACAGGGUAACUAAAAGCACUUUACUAUGUAAGUACCAGCAAACUUACAUGAUUACUCCAGAUAAGUACUUAUAAAAGUUUUUCAUAGUUUUAAAGCUGGUAAAUAAGAAAAGCUUUCAGUAACCAUGAAAAGACUUCUUUGAUAAAAGUGAUUUCUCAGACCACAGCGUGAGCUCGUUUCACAGUCAUAACUUUGGUCCCAUCAGUGACGUCUAAACUUUUUCUGCCACGCCCCUUUAGAGAAUAAAAAAGUUCAGUUUAUGUGCGAUUAAAAACUGAAAGAAAACUUCAGCACCAUGUGAAAUAAAUGAACAAUUACAAUUUUUUUUACAUUUUUUACACCUCGUUGUACAUUGUGAGAUUAUGUGAGGUCGCAUGACGAUAGCUGGAUGUAAAUUUGAAAGCUUUGUGUGUCACUGAUGCAGCUUUAAUAAAACAAUGAGCCCGCUGGCAGCAUUCACCAAGUUUUCUGUGUACAAAACUCAUUAUAUGGUUGAUGCCUGCAAACUAUAUGAAUACAUGACACAGCAGACACAGACGAGGAGCUCUCAGUGACUCAAUUUAAUUUAAUUUUCUUUUUUUUUACCGAGACAAUCAGCUGCUUCACCACAAUCUCAGCCAAGGCAAAAAAAUAAAAGCAGUUUUACAAAUUAAUGUGAUUAUUAUUACAGUUACAGAAAAGCUCAUUUGAAGACUCAUUUGCAGAAAAGAGUAAUUAUAGAUGUCUUUACAAAUGUGUUACAUUUUAAAGUAUUUUUCUAAAGUAUCAGACCUUAAAAAUCUGCACAAACUGAAGCUGAGGAACAUCUUUUUUUAAGGGACUGCAGGUUUUACACAGUAAAGUGACAGUCCUCAUCAUAGUCCAACCAAGGAUCAAUCCCCAUCCUGACAUGAUUUAGUGCAUGUCCUUUCUCCUCUCUCUACAUUUCCUGUCUGAUCAAAUAAAUGCCAAAGCAUCCCAAAGUAUUUAAAAAAUAAAGUAAAUGUAAAUUCAUGAUCAUGCAAACAACAGUCUCAUCUGGACACAAGGCUUAACAUUCGUGUGCUGUGACCAAAAAGCAAACAACAAAUAAAAGAUCUCCCUUUUAUCAGACAGAGUUGGGUCUAUUUUUCAAACAUUUUUAGAGCAUCAUUAAAAAUAAAGACACCACAGUCUCAACUAAUCCACCAUCACCCACCAACUCUAUUCAAAACUACUCACUACAAAACCAGUUCUUCUGAAAAUCAGGAGAGAGCGAGUAUUAGGAACUUAAGAUCAGAGUUCUUGAUGUGAAAAUGAUUCACAAACAUUUACAAACUAGAACAUUUCAAGAGUUCAGUAAUCUCAUUACAUGUUUUUGGUCUGAUUGACUCAAGAUUAAUUUUUAUUUCAGUUCAAUAAACUCAGCAGAGUCUCCAUAGGGUAACAGUCCAGCAUGUAGAGGUUCAGUGAAUGUGGUCUGGACUCUGUGGAGGAGAGUCAUGGUUUCAGAGACGCUGUAGAAGGACAGAAUACCUGCUCUGUGAUCCAGGUACACUCCUACUCUGGAGGACCGAGGACCUGGGACAGGAGUGCAGACUUUGUUGUGCACAAAUUCAUAACCGUCUUUAUCACCGUCUAACCUCCAAGAUUUGUCAUUGUACCCAAAUCUACAAUCAUUUGAGUUUCCUACUCUGCUGAUAGUCUUGUAUGCGACUGCUACCCUAACCCCAUCCCCUCUCCAGUCCACCUCCCAGUAACAACGUCCAGUCAGACUCUCUCUACUCAGGACCUGUUUAUAAAAAGUGAAUCUGUCUGGAUGAUCAGGAUAAGACUGUGGUUGUUCUGUCUUUGUUGCUCUUCUGUUUCCAUCAGAUAAUAACAGCCCUCUGUUUACUGUGUUUGGAUCCAGUGUGAUUCUUCGUGAAUAUCUUAAGAAACCAGCUCUGGUCUUGGGUUCUGCUGGUUCUGGUGGUUCUGACAGUAAAACAUCCACUUCAGUCACUGCCUGUGAGACGUUUGUCCACGUCUCUGUCAGAAGAUCCUGGAGUUUCUCUCUGAGCUCUGACACAGCUGCUGUCACCUCAUCAAAGUAUCUCAGAGGACGGAUGUUGAUUCUGGGUGAGUCUGCAGGUUGACCCGGUCCUGACAGUGAGGGGUAGCUGUGCAGAAACUGGUUGUGGUCCUCUGUGAGUGAGAGCUUCUGCAGAUCAGCGUCUUUCCUCUUCAGCUCAGUGAUCUCCUGCUCCAGUCUCUCCUGAAGGUCUUUGACUCGACUCACUUCACGUUCCUGCUGGGAUCUGACCUGCUGCUCCACGUCAGAGCGGCGUUUCUCCAUCAGACGGAUCAGCUGGCUGAAGAUCUUCUGGCUGUGCUCCACAGCUUUAUCAGCAGAGCCGUUGAUAGCCUCCACCUCCUGUUGGAGCAGCUUCACAUCUUCUUCUCUGUCCUGGAUUCUCUGCUGGAUGUUUUCUCGACUCUCCUCCAGAUCUUUCUGCCUCUCAGUCCUUUCUGCUGCAGCUGAGACUGUGUCGUGGCCUUUGUGUUGGUCCACAGGGCAGAGAUAACAGAUAGACUGUUGAUCAGUGCGGCAGAACAUCUUCAUCACCUCAUCAUGACGAGAGCAGAUGUUCUCCUGGAGCUUCUUGGAGGGCUCCACCAGCUUGUGUUUAGCAUAGGCAGGAGAUUCAUGAUGAGGCUGGAGGUGUUUUUCACAAAAUGAGAUUAAACAGACCAGACAGGACUUGACAGCUUUCAGUUUUCUCCCACUGCAGAUGUCACAGGCCACAUCUUCAGGUCCAGCAUCAGAGGGAUCAUCAGGAGCAGCUUGGAGUCCGCUCUUCUUCACUUCCUCCACUAAACCUGCUAACACAAUGUUUUUUAUUGGGACAGGCCUCGGUGUGAAAGUCUCUCUGCACUGAGGACAGCUGUAGAUCUUCUUCUCAACCUCUUUAUCCCAGUAGGAUUGAAUACAGCUCAUGCAGAAGCUGUGUCCACAGGAAACAGUCACCGGAUCCUUCAGAAGAUCCAAACAGAUGGAACAAGAGAAAGACUCACGGUCCAGAUGAACUCCUUUCUGCGCCAUUUCAACACUCGCUGUCGACGACUGACUGAGUUUUAUUUCCUGAAAAGUGAAACUAGUCUGAGCUCUGAUCUCAACAACAUGUGUGAGUCAGCAGGAUCAGCUCAGCACACAGAGGUUAUAGCCACCUCAACUGUAGAUCUGAAGGGGAGGGAGCAAGGAAGUGAGUGAGCAGAGUGGAGUGAGCUGUGUGAGAGAGGAGGGAGGGGAGAUCGAGCUUUUCUACAUUCCAGGAAGAGGAGUGUUUUGGCCUUUAGUCUGCGUUCAUAAGGAAACAUUUACUCUCAAAGCAGUUACAUAUUAGGUUGUAAAUUCUUAAAAACACAAACAUUUAUCUCUGACCUUUCUGAAAAUUAUUUUAUGCUAGCUUACUUGGAAAUGCUCUAGUUAUUUCUCUAUUGUGGAUUAUUGGGAGGUAAUAUCUAUAAAUAAAAUAUAUUUAUAGAUAUUUAGAUAUUCAAACAGGACUAUCAGGAUAAUUCAGUAGAAAUUCUGCAGCCAUUGCUUUAUCAGUUUUUAUUAAAAAGUCAACAAGACAAACUUUUUGAACAAAGGCGCUGACUUUACACCUACAGGCACGUCAAUAACAGAGCUUUAGUCCAAUGUGUGCGCUUGAAGUCAGCUAUUAACUUUUCAUUAAUCCUUCCUUUUAAGUCCUCUAUUUAUUCGGUAUUUAUCUAGUAUUAAUAGGGUAACUAAAAGCACUUUACUAUGUAAGUACCAGAAAACUUACAUGAUUACUCCAGGUAAGUACUUAUGAAAGUUUUCAUAGUUUUAAAGCUGGUAAAUAAGAAAAGCUUUCAGUAACCAUGAAAAGAUUACUUUGAUAAAAGUGAUUUCUCAGACCACAGCGUGAGCUCGUUUCACAGUCAUAACUUUGGUCCCAUCAGUGACGUCUAAACUUUUUCUGCCACGCCCCUUUAGAGGAUAAAAAAGUUCAGUUUAUGUGCGAUUAAAAACUGAAAGAAAACUUCAACACCAUGUGAAAUAAUUUUAAAAAUUGCAUCUUACAUUAAUUACAUCUUUUUUGAACAGUUUGAGAUUAUGUGGUCGCAUGACUGUAGGUGGAUGUGAUUUGAAGGAUGUGUGUGUCACUGAUGGAGCUUUAAUAAAAAGAAGAGCCCGCUGGCAGCAUUCACCAAGUUUCCUGUGACCAAAACUCGUUAUACAGUGACUGAAAAGUUCAUGAAAAUCCUGGAGACCACAUAAAUACAUGACACAGCAGACACAAACGAGGAGCUCUCAGUGACUCAAUUUAAUUUAUUUUUUUAUUUAUUUUUUUUACUGAAACAUUCAGCUCCUUCACCACAAUCUCAGUUGAAUCAGAAAAAUAACAAGUUUCAAAAAUUAAUGUGAUUAUUAUUACAGUUACAAAAAAGCUCAUUUUCAUUCACAGAAAAGAGUCGUGAUAGAUGUCUUUACAAAAACGUCACAUUAUGAAGUAGUUUUCUAAAGUAUCAGACCUUCAAAAAUCUGCACAAACUGAAGCUGAGGAAAAUUUUUUUAACAGAGCUGCAAGUUUUACUCAGUUGGUAAAGUGACAGUCCUUGUCACACUCGGUCCGAGGAUCAAUCCACAGUGCUAAUAUGAGUCAGUGCAUGUCCUUUCUCCUCUCUGUAUAUUUUCUGUCUGAUCAAAUAAAUGCAAAAACAUCCUAAAAUAUUUGAAGAAUAAAGUAAAUGUAAAUUCAUGAUCAUGCAAACAACAAUCUCGUCUGAAUAUUUGUGUGCUGUGACCAAAACACAAAUAUAUGAAAGAUCUCCCUCAGCAAACAGACACAGUUGGGGCUAUUUUUUUCAAACAUUUUUAGAACAUCAUUAAAAAUCAAGACACCAUAGUCUCAACUAAUCCACCAUCACCCACCAACUCUAUUAAAAACUACUCACUACAAAACCAGUGCUUCUGAAAAUCAGGAGAGAGCGAGCAUCAGGACCUGAAGAUCAAAGUUCUUGAUGUGAAGAUGAUUCACAAACAUUUACAAACCAAAACAUUUCAAGAGUUCAAUGAUCUCAUUACAUGUUUUUGGUCUGAUUUACUUAAAAUUUGUAUAUAUAUAUAUAUAUUUUUUAUUUCAGUUCAAUAAACUCAGCAGAGUCUCCAUAAGUGUGGAGUAACCACAGUCCAGCAUGUAGCGGCUCAGUGAAUGUGGUCUGGACUCUGUGGAGGAGAGUCAUGGUUUUAGAGACGCUGUAGAAGGACAGAAUACCUGCUCUGUGAUCCAGGUACACUCCUACUCUGGAGGACUGAGGACCUGAGAUAAAAGUGCUGACGUCGUUGUGCAUAAAGCUAUAGCCAUUUUUAUAACUUUCUAACCUCCAAGAUUUGUCAUUCAAUCCAAAUCUACAAUACUUUAAGGGCCCUGCUCUGCCGAUAGUCUUGUAUGCGACUGCUACAAGAACCCCGUCCCCUCUCCAGUCCACCUCCCAGUAACAACGUCCAGUCAGACUCUCUCUACUCAGAACCUGUUCAUAAUCAGUAAAUCUGUCUGGAUGAUCUGGAUAAAACUGUUUUUUUUUUGUCUUUGUUGCUCUUCUGUUUCCAUCCGUUAAUAACAGAUAUUUGUGUGCUGUGUUUGGAUCUAGUGUGAUUCUUCGUGAGUAUCUUAAGAAACCAGCUCUGGUCUUGGGUUCUGCUGGUUCUGGUGGUUCUACCAGUAAAACAUCCACUUCAGUCACAGCCUGUGAGACGUUUGUCCACGUCUCUGUCAGAAGAUCCUGGAGUUUAUCUCUGACCUCUGACACAGCUGCUGUCACCUCCUCAAAGUAUCUCAGAGGACGGAUGUUGAUCCUGGAUGAGUCUGCAGGUUGACCCGGUUCUGACAGUGAGGGGUAGCUGUGCAGAAACUGGUUGUGGUCCUCUGUGAGUGAGAGCUUCUGCAGAUCAGCGUCUUUCCUCUUCAGCUCAGUGAUCUCCUGCUCCAGUUUCUCCUGAAGCUCUUUGACUCGACUCACUUCACGUUCCUGCUGGGAUCUGACCUGCUGCUCCAUGUCAGAGCGGCGUUUCUCCAUGAGACGGAUCAGCUGGCUGAAGAUCUUCUGGCUGUGCUCCACUGCUUUAUCAGCAGAGCCGUUGAUAGCCUCCACCUCCUGUUGGAGCAGCUUCACAUCUUCUUCUCUGUCCUGGAUUCUCUGCUGGAUGUUUUCUCGACUCUCCUCCAGAUCUUUCUGCCUCUCAGUCCUUUCUGCUGCAGCUGAGACUGUGUCGUGACCUUUGUGUUGGUCCACAGAGCAGAGAUAACAGAUAGACUGUUGAUCAGUGCGGCAGAACAUCUUCAUCACCUUAUCAUGACAAGAGCAGAUGUUCUCCUGGAGCUUCUUGGAGGGCUCCACCAGCUUGUGUUUCUUAAAUGUAGGUGAUUCAUAAUGAGGCUGGAGGUGAAUCUGACAGUAAGAAGCCAGACAUUGAAGACAGGACUUGACAGCUUUCAGUUUUCUCCCACUGCAGAUGUCACAGGCCACAUCUUCCGGUCCAGCCUCAGAGGGAUCAUCAGGAGCAGCUUGGAGUCCGCUCUUCUUCAGUUCCUCCACCAAACCUGCUAACAUGGUGUUUUUCAUCAGGACAGGCCUCGGUGUGAAGGUGUGUCUGCACUGAGGACAGCUGUAGAUCUUCUUCUCAUCCACUUUAUCCCAGAAGGUUUGAAUACAGCUCAUGCAGAAGCUGUGUCCACAGGGAACAGCAACCGGAUCCUUCAGAAGAUCCAAACAGAUGGAACAAGAGAAAGACUCCCGGUCCAGAUGAACUCCUUUCUGCGCCAUUUUAAUACUCGCUGUCGACGACGACUGACUGAGUUUAAUUUCCUGAGAAGUGAAACUAGUCUGAGCUCUGAUCUCAACAACAUGUGUGAGUCAGCAGGAUCAGAUCAGGACACGACGGUUACACCCAACCUCAAACUGUAGAUCUGAAGGGGAGGGAACAAGGAAGUGAGUGAGCAGAGUGGAGUGAGCUGUGUGAGAGAGGAGGGAGGGGAAAUCCAGCUUUUCUACAUUCCAGGAAGAGGAGUGUUUUGACCUUCAGUCUGCGUUCAUAAGGAAACAUUUACUCUUAAUUCAAAGCAGUUACAUAUUAGGUUGUAAAUUCUUAAAAACACAAACAUUUAUCUCUGACCAUUCUGAAAAUUAUUUAUAGUAUUCAUAGAUAGAUAUUCAAACAGGACUAACAGGAUAAUUCAGUAAAAAUUUUGCAGCCAUUGCUUUUUCAGUUUUUAUUAAAAAGUCAAGUAGGCAAACCUUCUUAACUUCGGCGUUGACAUUACACCUACAGGCACGUCAAAAACAGCCUUAGUGCAAUGUGUGUACUUGAAGUCAGCUUGUAACUUUUUGGUAAUCUAUUAAUAAUCACAUUCGUACUUAAAUCAUAGUGUGUUGAGUGAAUAAAAGUAGGAUAAGGUAAGAUAAUAAUCGGGAAUCCAGCUUUGAAAGAAGGCUCAGUUUAUGUUGUUCUCCUCAGAUUGACUGUUUGUCUAACCGCCUGGGUGCCGUAGCAAUUUCAUUGUUCAUGUGAACAGAUGGCUGAGCGCGGCUCUCUGCUGUAACUGAUAAUUGCUCCAUUAAUUAGAUGAUAGUCAACAAACUGCUUCAGUGAGCUUUAGCUGCAUAACCAGAGAAACCUGCAUCUGUAUGUCUAUCUCCUUAAACUGUUUUUGUCUCAAAGCAAGAGUUCGAAUAUCAGGCAGAAACACACUGAUCUACCUUUAUUGAUAGGACAGUGUGGAAAUAAAGGGAGAAAGAGAGAGGGGGGAGGACAUGCAGCACAUGUUCGGGCUGGACUCGAAAUCCACGACUGUUGCGGGGAUCGUGGUCCCCAUACAUGGGGUGUGCUAACCCGCAGGCCAUCUGCGCGCCCCUGAAUUUGCAUUUUUAGAUUUUUUUAUUUUACUGCUUCUGUCAAAUGUACACUGUUGAAAACGAGUGAACGUUUAAAGGCAGGAAUAAAAACAUCGCCUGUGAAAAUUACAAGUGAGGAACACAGCGAGAGGUGGAAACUAUAAAAGAAGGAAAAGAUGUUGGCAGAGUGAAACAAAGGAUAGAGACAGACGGACAGAUGGAGUGCAACAGUGAGUGUGAAUCAACACAAACACCGGCUCCAUUCAUUCUUUUUCUCCCUCCUCUCUUUGUGUGAGAGAGAAAUGCUGACAGAGGAAUAAGCUGCCGUGUCUUCACGGAAUCAGGCCCAAAAUUCAGGCCCCUCCUAAAUGGUUACAAAUUCAGCAGCAGAUGCAAAUAUUUUUUGUCGUAUUGGCGUUUCAUCCACACAGAAAUGGUGUUUUAGGUGACUGCAAUACUAAUACAAUACAAAAGUACAAUACAGUACUAUUUGAAAAGAGUGCAUUACUCUGUAUAUGACUACAGUUUUUCAUUUAUACAGUUUUCACCUACUGCCACCAUUAACCGCAAUAGAAAUUUCCACAUCUUUCAGGACCCACAGAAUAUCUUGUGCUUGAACUAGAAUUAAGUUCAGCGUCUCAAAAGAAAGAGGUGAUUCUCUUCUUUCAAAAAAGUUAGUCUCUAACCCUCUACUGUGUUUAGUUAUUGCCUGCGCAAUGCAGCGUGGUAUAUCAUCUUUGCCGAUUUGGAAAAAUAUCAUAUCAUAAAAGUCACAAAUAUAUAUAUCACAAAUGUCAUAUAAUCUUUGCCAAUCUGGAAAAAACACAUUUUUAUUAGCCAAGAUUCGAGAUUCGAUUGUGAGAGGUCACUUUGUGAUGGCUGGGAGUCGUAUUGGCUCUUGAGAACCUGACGCUGUGACGUUAACCACAUGUACUUCUUGUGUCCUGUUGCUGUUGUGACUGUUGCUGGAUGCUGCUCACCAGUACCGGCACCGGCAGCACGACAAUAUGCUGGAAAAUUAUUUCUUUGAUUUUCUGCUGAUGAUGUGAAGGUCCGGUAAUGGGAUCUCCACUGGAUUCAGAGAUGGUAGUGCAGUGCCUACAGGAGCUGAUGCGCCGAGACCAUUUGCUCUUGGCUAAGGACUUUGCCAUUUUCCUACUCUCCUCAUAGAGAAAAAACACUCCACAACGAGGCUAAAUGGCACACUUGAUGGCACACUUCUCACUGGCAAGUACUUGUUUUUGUUAUUGUAACAUGGUUAUGAUGUAUUUUUCCGCUUUUCUGCGUUCAGAACAACCCCAAACUUAUUCACAUGUUGGGGAGAGCACCCUCUGGCGGAAAACCAAAAAAAAAAAGGAAAAAUCCUUCAAAAUCCGUCAGUGGCACUGAAUGAGUAAAGGCACCUGCCCGAGUCCAGCCAAAACACCUUUGUACACAUGCUCCGUACUCUUCUUCUGCCUUUGGUGCAUUUCUGGGGCAGCGUUAUAGUGCCACUGACUGGCUUGGCAUAUGCACUACAUAGUUUUUAGUGAUUUGGUUUCCUGAAGUGAUUCCCUCUCAGUUCAUUUACAGUGUAUGACAGCGGCUGACGACACGUGAACAUCAUCCACAUUUAACUCCGUAUAGACCUAUAAGUACAGAUGAUACAUUUGUAUACCAUAUGUUGAAUACUUUUCAUUACUGUACUUUAUGGUCAGCAUGCGACACAGUUGCAUAGACAGAUGAAAUGUAGAGUUUUCAUUUACAGAUUUUCAGUUCCAGAAAAUUUUUACUGAAGUGUAAAGUAUUCAUAAAAAAAAAACUACUAAGAGACCAUUUUGUUGCAUCACCUGUAAAGAGGCGGUAUUAUGCAUUUUUUUUCAGACUCUAACGGGGUUGUUGACCUGGUUUCACCUAAGAGGGGGUGCCUUUCUGGGUCUCUUCACGUUUGCGAUGCUUGCAUGAUGGUGGUGCUGUGAUCCAGCACAAAAACGUUUCGAUUUGUUGUCCAAAGCUGAAUUUUAAUUUGGGGACAUUAAGUGCCUCAGUCCGCCACCUCUGUUCAUUUCUGAACCACACGACCAAAAAUGCCAAAUGGCACAAGAGGAAGUGAGACAAAUAAAUGUCCGUCAAAAAAAGCAGGACAAGUAAAAAAUGCAGGAUGUCUUAUUGAUUAAAGGCCAGUGCAGAAAUAGAAAGACGUGAUAAAAUGGUGUGAUAUUUAAUUUGUCACAGGGUCUAAAUCACUGGAAGUCAGCGCUAUAAUAAACCACGUUAGUUAUUAUUAGAAUAUGAAAUAUUUAAGCUGAAAUGAGCUCCCUCAUCGAAACAUCAUUUCACACAAUCUGCGCCAACAUCCGAGUCGGGUCGCUGACUUUUAAAGAAAGAAAAAAUGGAAUGGAGUCAUGUAUCAUGCUCUGCCUUGCAGUCUGUGCUGAGGGAAUAAUUUAUCACCACAUAGUCACAUGAAUAAAUAAUGUAGCAGGGCUGUGAAGUCGCUGCCUGGCAGGUCUGAGAGCGAGGCCCGGCAUUAGCAGCUCAUCAUUAAUUCAUUCACAGACGUCUCCAGGAUUUAUUCUCUGUCUUUGGUGGCACUCUGACUCUGACAUUCUGUACAGAGAGCAGCGCCGUUUCAUUCAGGAUAAACAAGAUGAAAAAUGUGCCGCAACUUUGUUUACUGUGUCAGAGAAGAAUAUACGUGCUGACCGUAGCGGAGCGGCAAAAGUAAAUGGUUUGUACUCCAGUAACAAAACAGUUCUCAGAAGAGCACAAACUAUAUUUUCUUUGGCCUCCACCGACGUGAAAAUUGUGCUUUUUCUGGCAAAUAUAACAUCAAACAUUGUUGUCACGGAGGAAAAGGAACUUACUAUCACGACUGAUGUUUUUGCAUCGCCGUAUCAAAUAGUGAUUUACACAAAAGAUCUCAUCUGUCUCAUUCAAACUUAGUUUUUGCUAAAUAUAGUUCCUGCCCACUGACGCUUUAGUUGGUUCCAUGAACCGCGUUAGUCCUCACUGAGGUAUUUUUGCAAUAGUUAAAAAAUCCCAAAUCUGAGCUGUCUUUUUUUCACAAGAUAACCAUAUCAUUACAGGAGGCAAAGGCGGCACCAGUGGAACCAGUUUGUGUCUCUACAUGCUGGUUGUACCUCCUGUAAUGGACCUGUCAUCCCUGAACCUAACUCGCACACAUCUAGAGCUUUUCUCUCCAUUUCUGUGUCUCAUUCUCCCCCUCGUACUCGGCUCCUUCGCCUGUCACAAUCAUGUUGUGUUGACAGACUCAUGCUUGCCUUCCCGAGCCGCUCUCGUCCUCGUCUCCAGCCGUGAAACUCGGAAACAACUUCCAAUUAACUGGAUAGGAUCAGCGCGCCGUCCUGCCCCGCUCUGAUAACAUUAUCCCACGUCACGCACCACUGCCAGCACCCGGAUUAUGAAAUUAAAAAAGAAGGAGAAGAGGAAGAAGAAAGGGUGGUGUGGGAUGGAAGGAAGAAUGGUUGGGUGCUGGGGGAUGGGAGAUGAAUGGAGGGGGGAGGUGGUGCAUGGCCUUGGGUGCUGUCUUCUGUGUUUGUAUGGUAUAUCUGGCCUUGUAUGAAAGAAAAGGAGGGUUAUAUAAGGUUUUAAAGCCCCUCCACCAUCACCAGAAUGAAAGUUCAGUCUGUUGGAGCUCCAAACGCCUACUGACAAAGUCUUACAUAACCAGACGCUGUUCAGGCCUCGGGUUCCUAUGAGGAUGUAAAUGGAGGCAGGUAGAGUGACGCUCCUCCGUUCCUCAUGAUAAAGCCAUGAUGAAUUGUUUUCCUCCUCAGAUGAAGGUUUUUUAUGAUUGUGUCGCUCUGGCUCUGCUGUGUCGGAGAGGAUGUACUAUGCAGGAAAAAAAAGGGAUAAAAACAGCGAGGAAUUGUUUGUGUUGGAGCGGUUUGAACACACAGUACUGAUUUCUCAUAAAAUGCUCCAGUUAGAUUUAAGAAAUGCUUCUACUCUGGAUGGCUCACCUCCGUAUUAGGUCACCACCUGGUUUAACGUGUCCAGAGGGUUGUAGGUGUCUUCUCUGAAAAAGAGGAUGAAGAAGGUCAUGAAAACUGUGAUUAAAAGAGGGAAAGAAAACGAGAAGAGAGAGAUGAUAUAAAGUAGACAGAUAUGAAAGUAAGGAGUAUAAUAAAGGGAAUUUACUGAUCCAAAAAGAGAUGGAUUUGUUUGACUUAUUCUGAUAUUAUCCUUGUAUGUGUUUUGAAGAGUUCAUGUUAGUUCAUUUCAAACUAACUGGAACCACGAAAUAUCAGUUUUUGUGCCUAAAAAGGGAGUUUCAUUUCUGCCUUGACAUGUCGAUCACUGACUACAGAUGGUUUUUAGGGAUUGAGACUUAAAUGUCAAGGUUAGGAGAAGAAUACACCGAUUUAAUAAGGGUCUAUAUCGUGUUUGUUUCUGCCUUUUUCUUCCGGAUGUCCUUGUCUGACAGCUGCAUCUCUCCUUUAUUCCAAUAGAGCGUCCUUGAGUUUGUUUCUAUAACGAUAAGAGAAAUGUAUACUUAAAAAAACAGAGGCCACACACACACACACACACACACACACACUGAUUGAUUUAAGACUGAACAAAGGCCACAUAUAAUAAUACCAAGUCAAAUCAGUUUGGUAGAUUAAAUUGUGUGCACGGUAACGAAACUAACAAUGAACAAACUCAUGGAUCCGUUUUGUAUUUGCUCAUCUGUCUUAAGGAUCUGCACAAGAUCUGAGGGAUAAACAAUGAAGCAUCUUUUAAAUCUUUUAAACGUGGGAAAUGAAAAGUCUUAAAUUGUACAUUCACUCUCUGCGUCUCACUUACCUGACCUCACUGACUCUUCCUUUUUGAACUUCAGUCUGGAUUUUGUUUCCUCAUGUUUCACUCUGAUUUCAACAUUCUUCUCCUCGUGUAUUUGCUCUUUAAAAGCAUUAUUUUUCUAUUUUUAAUAUCAUGCUCAGAUCUUUUAAACUAAUAAAUAAAAAUUAAAAUAAAAUAAAAACUUAUUUUUUUUUAACCUUUUUUGAAUUUCCAAAUGAUUUAUAAUCGUUGCUGUUUUUGUUACAUAUCUUUGAAAAGGAAGUUGACAGUUUUGGUAAAAUGUUGACCCUGUUUGGGCGCUCAGGUUAGACCUAAAUCCAGAUUAUGGCCCUUGCUGUGGUUGAGUUUGACACCCCUGAUCUAGUACAAUCUCCUUUUCUAAGUCUAGUAAAGCCUAGUAAGUAAAAGCUACCUGCUCUCUGAACGGGUGUGUGUGCAGCCUCCUUGAGUGAUGGUUUAAUCUCCAAAUGGGUCCAUCCUCAGCCUUAUAUCUUCACACAAGUGUGCAGAGUGUGUGUUUCUGGGCUUGUACAUCGGUGUAAAUUUCGGUUUUUGAUAAUGAAAUGUCGUCUCUUCACCUCCCAGUCAUAGUUACGAGCGCGUUGUCGUCCCCUCCCAGAAUGAAGCUGUGCAGCUCGAUCUGCCGCCCCGUCUCAUCUCAUCUCCUCCAACAGCUGUUCAGCUCCAGCAAAUAUCGACGAGGCGAAAUGACACCGCAUGCUCGGCGAGGGGAGAAGGAGGGGAAUGGGAGUGUUGUUCUGGUUCAGCAGGUGCAAUAAACGUGGGGAUUUUAUCUCAGUUGACAGCGGUGCAGUUGGAUGGUUUAUCACGUAGACUAAAGGGCAACAAGGAGAGAAAACAGGCGGACAAAAGAGACACAACAGGGUGUCAUUUCAGUGAAGGACAAUGAGUUGUGAAAUUCAACCAGCAGUGAGUGAUGAGGUCAGAUGUAGCCAAGAGAUUCGUUCACAUUAAAGAUAUUAAAGGAGGCUAUCAGCUGUCAGUGGAGCUCUGUUGUUUUGGAAAGGCGAUGAUCCCUGAAGGACGGAUUUCUUAUGAGAGAGGCAAGAUGGAGAAAGUCAGAAUUAACGGGAGAGUCUGUCUCUGCAAGAGAUCAUCGUGGUGGAUGGAUGGAUGGAUGGAUGGCCAGGUGAAAGCUAAAGCUAAAUGCUGAUAAAGUUGUCUACCCAGUAAAUAUAUUACGUUUACUCGUUUAACGCUAUUAUCAUGUCUAUGAAAGUCGUAAAGCGUAUGAAUUAACACGAGAGAGGACGGGAAAUCCUUCACACCACUUUGGUCGAUUUUUAACAAACACGGUUGAGAUUGAUCAGAUAAACUGAUUGGAUAAUCAGACCUCCACACAUCUCAUGGGAAGCAAAUAAAAGGAGUAAUCUGUUGAACAGCCUUUCAUUCACCAGUACAAUCCACGAUAUUUGCAUCACCUAUUUUACAUUGUGGAACGAGAACUUGGAUCAAACAGCAUCUUCACCUUUUUAUUUAGUUUUAUAUUUUAUCCUGUUUCGUAUGUUUGUAAUUCAACGAAAAAUCUGCUAUUUCAACAUCCCUGAUCAUAAGAAUAAUGAACUUCUGAGGUCCUAAAUCAGCAUCCUGUAUGAUCUGUAAUCUUCUUGUUUUGGAGAAUAAAUCCUCACUGUUGUGGACUUUGGUAGUUCUUGCUCCAAAACCUGUGAACACAAACUUAAAUAAGGUAAAACAAGAAAAUAUAAAGUGAUUUAUGAUCUUGAAGCUGUUUGGUUUUGUUCAACGCUGCGUUACGUCUUCAAACUUUGAUUGUAGAUGUUUCAUGUUUGAGUUUUUCAUCCUAAAAGAAAUUUGAAUCUUUGAUUGAACUUCAUGUCUGUUCUUGUUUCAUUUUCCAUGUUUGCAGAAAACCAAAACCACGGACUGCAUGAGCAGCUGGGUUGGAUAUUGUUGGCGGGGGGGCUUUGUAACAGAGACGCUGGACUGUGCUGCUUGUAAAAUAUAAAUGAGAUGAUUUUUUCAGUUUCCCUAUUUUAUUUACAAAUAGUUGUCCCUUCUAACACGAGUAUAUACGAUGCCAAUGUUUCACGAGUCCUCAGUUUGAUAGAUUUAUGAGAGCGCGCCGUUUUCUUUCCCACUAAAUGUUUACGACCUUCCAGCGAUAAAGAGGACUGAUGCUUUGGGGUUGGGUUGCAGACAGAUAGGUGACUUUGAGCAAAUGGCCUCAGUAUUGAUUUAGUACUUCCCAGAAUGGCUUUCCUGUCACAGGGUUGGAGAGUGUUAAGAAGAUCCCAUUAUCUGAUGUUUUAAUGUCCACAGACCCUCUGCCCUGCAGGGUCCAGGACGCCUGACGUAUUGGAGAUCCAUUGUUGUAUUUUGAGUCUUUAUUGACGUAUUGACCGUGUAAAUGUGAGCUGAACACUGUCGGAUUUGUUAGUUUGCCUAAUUGAGUUUCAAAUUUUGCUUCCCUCGCAGGUCCGGAGGAGAAUCAGUGAAGACGUUUGGACAGAGGAGGAGGACAGUGAGACGGUUUGAGACGCCCAGAGAUCCCAGACUUGGUGGCUACAUGCUCAGCUCUCUUUAAUCAGGAGAAGAAGAACCAAACCGACUAGGAACCAUGGAUUUUGUGAUGAAACAAGCUUUAGGUGGUAAGUACUCCUCAUAUACACGUGCUCUGGUGAUUUCCUAAGAGGCCGUCGUGUGUGUGUGUGUGUGUGUGUGUGUGUGUGUGUGUGUGUGUGUGUGCCAUGUGCCAUGUGCCGUCUUCUAUUCAUGAAACCUUAGCAUACAAGACCAUUAACAGACUUCAUACUGUCAUAGACCAGGUGGAAAAUCAUCCAAUAACAGUAAAAGAGAUGAAAGGAGGUGGUUAGAGUUCAGACUGAUGUGCUUGUUGCAGAUAAAUGAUUAGUGACUGUUUGAACUCUCCAAUACAGCCGACUUUUUUAACUAGAUGAUAUUUGUGGACAAAGAUUUUCAUCGUUAGUUUGAUCGUCUCCGUUAAGGGUGGGGUCCGCAGGAUUCGGUUUAAGAAGCAUCUUUUUUUAAGCUUUUAAUAUCAAUCAAUAGCUAUUAGUCAUUGAUGACAUUUGGUACUAUCACGAUAUCGCUGUGUUCUGUGAAAUUUCAAAAGUAAAUACCAGAGACUCUGGAGGAAUAACGGGCGCUUAAAACGGAGGUAGACCAGACAAGAGCUAAAAAGCCGGGUCAACAUAAACGAUGGGGGACGCUUGGGGAUCUUGGUGACCCUGUAACCUUUCUGCUGGACAGGUAAACCGCUUUAACAAAGUAAGACAAGUGUCUGUAACAGAAGUGUUUCUUGUCAAACGGACCUGCUGUAGCGUGUUGUAGCGCCAUCGCUAAACUGUCCUCCCUCGGGUCCUGGACUAUGUCACUUUAUCCUCGUUGUAGAAGUCCUGCAAACAUUGUGUUUGCUGGUAGUCUGUUAGCAUCUACAGUAGCACCAAUGCUUUUGACUUUCACCUUGACUGGGCCCCAUUUGUAAUGAUCUGAAGUUGUGAAAAGCUGGUCGAUAGGGACACUCUGCAUGCAGUUAUGUAUAGAAAUGUUCUGCGUGCUUUUGCUCUCCAUACACGCUGUUUUCCUUCAUAAUUCAUAAUUGGUCAGUUCUGCCCUCACACCCAAGAACCAGAACAUUUCCAAUGCUGUAAACAGACCCAGAGCACAGACGCCGCAUAUUUAAGUAGAUUUUGCGAAUAGAAAUCUCAAGAAUUACCGGAUUACAGUCGUAGAGGGUGUAACUUUAUGAGGUUUACGGCCCGCCCUCUGCUCUUUAUUUACUCCCUGUGUGACAUAAACAUUUGCUGAGGUUGGACUCAUUCAGUAAGAGCCACAUAAAACAGGCCGUGUGAAGGUUCUCCUGGGUAAGGGGCCCCCGGGGGUCCAGAGGUCAGCGUCCCUUUAAAUCAACUCUCUCAUCUAGUUUCAUCAGCUCUGACCAGCAGCCGGGAUGAAAUGAGAUUUAUCCCUUCACAGCUCAGCCUGCUCUCUCUCUCUCUCUCUCUCUCUUUUUCACUUCCUCCCUCGUCUUCCUCUCAUCCCCACUUUCUCAUUUCACCUUUAGAUCCCCUGCUCUCUUUACACAUCUGGACCUUUGUUUCUUUAUCUCAUUUCUUCCUCCUUUCUUGAAUAUUGCAGCUUGAUAGAUUGUUUUUCUGAACUGUUUUACUCCGACCUGAGUCAGACCAGGGCCAAAUUAAAUUCAGUAAUUGGGUCUGGGUGCUUGCUGUUCCCUCUCUUGAUAUUGACCGUCUGUCCAGCUGGGUCUCAACAUCCGCAGUGCCUGCUCCGCUGCCCUCAGGUCCCCUUUUGUAACUCACUUUUCGUCCCUCAUUUUAGCAUUUUCAACUUCUCUUCUUGAAUUGAGUUCACAGUUUUAUUUUGAAAACUUCUCUCCACAGAUUUACAGAGUUUGGGUGAUCAAACUCCGAGAGACCCCUCACCUAUGAUGUAUAGAGAUCAGGUUAGAUGAACCCCCCUUCUUUUAAAAGCAACACAUGUCGUGUUUGUCCAAACCGACUGCAUACAGGAGGAAAAUACAAGAGUGGAGGUGUAAUUUCAUGCCUCACUGCUCGUGUUACAUAUAUGCUCAUGUGGAUUGGCAUGCACUGGCAAGAUCAGCAGAGCUUUAAAAAAUAUGUAUUCAUGAACACCACGGCACGGGCAUUAUGUAGAUUAGUGGCUGUUCAUUUCUGCAUGGAGAACACGACACUUCCAGGCAUAGAUAGGAGGAGACUGAAGAAGUGAAACAACCAACAGAGGAGGGAAACAGAUUCAAUGCAGCGAAAACGUCAAGCUUUUUAAAUACGAACACCCCAGAGACGGCUUUGUUGGAAAUACAUCCAAAUUAAUGUCCAAGUGCCAACCUUUUAUUUGGAGAGAAAAAGAAGUUUGAGCCAAAAAAACUGUAGUUCCUCCAGCUGCCACACGAGGCUCAUUCUUAAAGUGAGUGAAUCCCCAUAGAGCCCCAUGUUAAAAUGUCAAACUUUCACAGCAACAACAACAAAAAAGAAACAACUACAAAACAAAAACACUGAACAAAAUAAUACAUAUGUAGACCAAAAAAAUGUACAUGUUAAAGAUAAAUUAGAUAACAUAUGUAUGUCAAAAUACACCGUUUGAGAAGAACAGAAUGAAGCAAAGAGUUUAUCUAGUCCUGACCCUUCCCUGCAAAUUAGAGAUUUAAAAAAAGAAAAAAUCUAUUUUUAUAAAUUACAAAUAUCUGUUUAAAUACAUACAUUUUAUACACAAAGAUAACCGCUCAACACUCAAUAGGUUACUUAUUAUAAUUACUUGAAUUUUAUAAUAAUAAUCAGUGUUAUACUAUUCAGAAUUAAUAUUACUUUUAAGCAAUCAUAUCUAGUAUAAAACCAUGUUUUUUGUUAAUUUAGUUUAUAUGCAUCUUUUAAUAGUUCUUCUCUAGAGUUUGAUUUAAAUAUUUUUAUGUUAUUGGACAUUUUUAAAGUGACGUCCAGGCUGUUCCAGAGUUUAACUCCACAAACAGAAAUAUACAGACUUUUCAGAGUUGUUUUCCCGCGGCGUAUUUUUUUAAUCUACUUUUCACACAUAACUGGAACAGGCAGAAGCAUAAAAAAAACCUUUUCCAAUAAAUUAGAUCUGAGAAUAAUCUAAUCUAAUCCUGACCCCGGGCUUCAUGGAACAAAAAGGCCAGAUCUCCUCCCAACUGGAAGACUAUUUCUGGACAUGUCAGGGAGGGUUUGAGUAACAGAGCUGCUUUAAAGCAGCAAAUUAAGUGAAAUAAACGAACAUGUAGUCUUUGUUUCGUUAGAUUCUGCUCUGUCGCUCCAUCCAUCUCUGUCUUUAUCCAUCCAUCCUCUCUUGUUUCCCGCUCCUCCGUGUUUUGUUCGGGCUUCAGCCGGGGUAAUUUUCCUUCCCUCCGUUACGCCAUCCCUUUUUCUUUUCCAAUUCGCUCAUCCAUUCUCUCUGGUUUGAUGCGAUUCACUCUCCUCCGUCGUUUUCCAUCCAUCCUUUUGUCCCUCCUGCUGGGUGUGGUGCAGAUUGGUUUGUUUGCAUUCAUAUUCUCGUAACCCCGGCUGUCUAUUACUCCAUCCCUCCAUCCCAUACUUUCCAUUUAUUUGCAGCCAAUGUCCUCCCUCCUCUGCUCUCGGUUUCCUCUCCAUCUACCCAUCCAUACGGGUGAUUUAGCCUCCGUGGAGGUGCUGUCUAUACUGCUGUGACCUUUUCUCCUGGAACAAUGUGGCAUUUAUUUCAUUGGGACACAACUGGCCAUGAAUAUACACACAGAAACACACAUGGAGAAACUCACACACACUCUCAGAGAUGAGGUUUCAGUCGUCGUCAUCGUCGUGGUCUCGAGGGGAGUGAUAGCAUUUUGAGAUGAGAUGUCCAAUGAGAGUGCUGCGUUUAUGUGGGCGUGUCAGGAUAUCAAUCCAGCUAUAGCUCAUGCCUACAAAUAACCAAAGUGGCCGAUAUUGAUUAAACACACUCUCAAGUGUUUGAUUUCUUAAACAUAAUUUUCACUAUGGGUCUGCUUUUAUCGUUCAAUGUCAUUUCUGCUUUAAUUCAUUUUUUUAUGUAAAUUUUUUAACCAUUUUUAGCCAAGACUGACUUUUAAAAGUGAUGUUUUUCGCGAUAAAGAAUUAAUAUUUAAAAAGUACCAUAAAGCCUCAAUUUAAGACUAGAAUUCGAUCUGUGGCCGGGCCCUUUCCGGGUUUUAGUUAUCGGCUGGAGCAGUUUUAUAUUUCUAAUUCUGACUGAAGGAACAUGAAGAAUGAGUUAUUGGAGGUGGAUCGAUAUCACAAAAGUAAAAUGACACUCAAAACGUCAGUGAAUAUUUGAAUAUAUCGAUUUAGAGGAAGCAGUAAAAUAUUUUCUCAUGGGACUUUUGGAUUUAUAUCCAACUGAAUGAAAUUAUGAUGAAAGAAAAGAAAAAUAUAAGUAAAUAAUAUUAAAUAAAAAUAAAACCAUGUAGAAGUCUAUUAUUUCAUGCAAAUUAAACGCUAACAUUUUUUAAAUGGAUCCCUAAUAGAUUAAUCAUAACAGAAUUCACAUUUAACACUCACCAGAGGAUCUUUUAGAUUUGAUUUGCUGUUGAUAAGGAUGGGAAUAAUGUGUUUUUAUUUACUUUAGAUGACGGUGAUAUCGGCCUUUUGGGGGGGGCCUCCUCACACUGCUGCUCAGAGCUGCACUGUGGGCUCUAAUCCUGACACUGAGGGGCCUAAAUAUCAACAAAACACUUCAGCUAACCAGGACAGAAUCAUGUUAAAGAAUAUUACGAUAUUUCAACGUGUGAUAUUUUCUGUCCUCCGCAGAAACACGAACACAGUCAGAGACUAAUUUCAUGAAGAUACGAGCACGAACACUCUUCACAUGAAGCCGUUCACUUUGUCCAAUUCAGCUGCACUUCAACUUUAAUUUAAUUAUCCUGACACACACACACACACACACACACACACACACACACACACACACACACACACACACACACACUAAUGUAAUUAGAUGUUAGAAACCUCCUGAACAUUUCAUCGGUUCGGACUGAGGUAUAGAUUUCAGCUGCAGGUCACAGAUUGUAUUUCCUGGUUGUUAAAUGAGAAAUUGGAUUCAUUAGUCUCCGUGUUGUGUUACAUCAAUCAGUCAAGGACAGCACCGGCCGUGUUGACUCUAAUCAGGAACAUGGAAAUCACGUAGAUGGGUGUGAAAACAAGUCGGGGGAACAAAAAGUUUGAAAACUGGUCCAGAGAGGCGCUUCAGUCCAUCUCCAGGAAAGGUAGCACACCACUGAGCUGGUUAUACACUCACCGGCCACUUUAUCAGGUACACCAUGCUAGUAACGGGUUGGACCCCCUUUUGCCUUCAGAACUGCCUCAAUUCUUCGUGGCAUAGAUUCAACAAGGUGCUGGAAGCAUUCCUCAGAGAGCUUGGUCCAUAUUGACAUGAUGGCAUCACACAGUUGCCGCAGAUUUGUCGGCUGCACAUCCAUGAUGCGAAUCUCCCGUUCCACCACAUCCCAAAGAUGCUCUAUUGGAUUGAGAUCUGGUGACUGUGGAGGCCAUUUGAGUACAGUGAACUCAUUGUCAUGUUCAAGAAACCAGUCUGAGAUGAUUCCAGCUUUAUGACAUGGCGCAUUAUCCUGCUGAAAGUAGCCAUCAGAAGUUGGGUACAUUGUGGUCAUAAAGGGAUGGACAUGGUCAGCAACAAUACUCAGGUAGGCUGUGGCGUUGCAACGAUGCUCAAUUGGUACCAAGGGGCCCAAAGAGUGCCAAGAAAAUAUUCCCCACACCAUGACACCACCACCACCAGCCUGAACCGUUGAUACAAGGCAGGAUGGAUCCAUGCUUUCAUGUUGUUGACGCCAAAUUCUGACCCUACCAUCCGAAUGUCGCAGCAGAAAUCGAGACUCAUCAGACCAGGCAACGUUUUUCCAAUCUUCUAUUGUCCAAUUUCGAUGAGCUUGUGCAAAUUGUAGCCUCAGUUUCCUGUUCUUAGCUGAAAGGAGUGGCACCCGGCGUGGUCUUCUGCUGCUGUAGCCCAUCUGCCUCAAAGUUCGACGUACUGUGCGUUCAGAGAUGCUCUUCUGCCUACCUUGGUUGUAACGGGUGGUUAUUUGAGUCACUGUUGCCUUUCUAUCAGCUCGAACCAGUCUGGCCAUUCUCCUCUGACCUCUGGCAUCAACAAGGCAUUUCCGCCCACAGAACUGCCGCUCACUGGAUAUUUUUUCUUUUUCGGACCAUUCUCUGUAAACCCUAGAGAUGGUUGUGCGUGAAAAUCCCAGUAGAUCAGCAGUUUCUGAAAUACUCAGACCAGCCCUUCUGGCACCAACAACCAUGCCACGUUCAAAGUCACUCAAAUCACCUUUCUUCCCCAUACUGAUGCUCGGUUUGAACUGCAGGAGAUUGUCUUGACCAUGUCUACAUGCCUAAAUGCACUAAGUUGCCGCCAUGUGAUUGGCUGAUUAGAAAUUAAGUGUUAACGAGCAGUUGGACAGGUGUACCUAAUAAAGUGGCCGGUGAGUGUAUAUCGCAUAAAUGAUGAAGCGUACACUCAAGUUUCACAGACAGGAAAACUAUCUACCACAUGAAAGUAAAUCAGACAACCCAGAGGGAUCAAGCCCCAAAAUAAACACAGUAAAAUACCUUAUUAAAGACGCAGAAACACCAGAGUACCGGCUUUGCCUCUUUAGAAAAUCUCUCUGCAUGUUCUUGAAAAAACUGAGGGUAUCCGCUGUGUGCAGCAUCUUCUGACAGUUAGUUUUCAUUCAGAUUGCAGCGAUGUAAAAUAUUUAAAGGAACCUCUUUAACAGAUGAGAUUCACCUGAACAUGUUUGGACUCUCGUGCAGGAAGCAACGUUUGAUUUGCAAAUAUCUUCAGGAACCUUCUGGACAGAACUAAUCCAGUCCUGAGGUGAAAGACGUCAUGUUUGUGUUUCACGUUUCUGCAGGUGAUAAGACGUUAUCAGAGCUUCAUCUCCUCGAAGGUGCCAUCCAGUAUUUUGUUCCCGACAUGUAGAUCCUGCUUUUACAUCGCUAUCAAACCUGUGAAUCUCUCGCCUCUUCUCAUAAAGAAGCUCAUAUGAAAGAUAACAGUCUGAUAAUCUCGGAGACAUCAGCGUGCUGGGGCAGGUAGAGCUCGCCGUUUCAUUUCCGCAGCAGGCGAGGACGCUGCAAUAACAGAACCACAGGCUGAUGUUGAUGAGUGGACCGCAGAGUCUGGGAAGAAGCAAACCUUAUGACAAUAAUGUGCAGGGGUUUGGAUCCGAGCUCAAACCUCCGGCUGACGUGAACAUGGCGCCGCUGUACCUCCCACAUAUCCGAGCAUUUUUGUGGAGACUUUUGAGGCCCUAAUUUAGCAUCAGAGGUCAUAUAUUAUUUAAAUGAGCUCCGUUUUUAAACCUCACCAUCCAUCAGCAGGAAAGAAAGGAAGUCUGGUCCGUUUUUAACUCUCACUUCAUCAAUCUUGGUCAUUUUCAGCUCAGACUGUCUCUGCCACCUUUCAUUUUCUACUUUUCCAACAAAAGUUUGCGUGCAGUGAAGAAAAGAGCGGUAAGGUUUACGACUUAAGAAUUAACAUUUCUUUUCUAUUUCUGCACACUGAGUCUGGAGUUAAAACGGGGAUUUAAAGCCCCAGAUGCCCAAACCUGACAUUCAUGGACAAAUGCAUGCUGUGAAUGUCUGAAGACGUGUAAAAACAUAACUUUACUUUUAGUUUUCGCCCUGAAUGAGUUCGAUCAGAGGUGCGGAGCAGCUUCACUCAGAAUCGCUCAGUCAGAAAUGAUCAUAAGUGCUUUUAUUCCUCUCACGCAGCCAAACUCCUGAAUCAGCCUGAACUAGAGCUGCUGAAUAAAUUAUAUCCACACCGUGUCUGAACCGUCUGUAUUUUGGCUGUUUGAGCACGUGUCGGCGCCGUUAAGGAGCCAUCGCAUCGUCGUGUCUCAGAGUUUUUGUGUUUUGACAACAAAGACGUGUCUGCAGAAACAGACUGGAUAAAGCUAUUUACGUUUUUACGCACCUUUGCAAAGCUAACAAUGAUCCUGUCAAAUUUACGGCGUUUUCCUGCUCUGUAUAAUUCCUCUGAGGGUGUCUGCACACACACAAGCACACAAUCCUCAUACAUAUGUUGUGUGUCUUAGUGUUUUUACACACUGAAGUACACACAGCGGACAGUCUGACCUUAACCCGGCUCCCCAGCGAGUCCUGGGGAAUGUUUCACCGACCUCCCCCACCCCCUCACCUCCCUCCAGCUGAGCGCUAAUUUGUCAUCUCAGAUUUUCUGCCGCCACACAGCGCUGCAGGCCAAUUAGGACCUCUGACAGAACCGGCCACCGCUGGGCUCAUAAAGCCGAGACGGAACUGGUCCUUAAAGUCGCAUUUCUCUGAGUAAUUCACUCCAGUCCCUCAGAAAUGCUCUCGUUUGGCUCGUUGAAGAGGCAGGUUUUUACCGCCACAUAACGCCAAAUGGUUGCAAUAUUUCAGCGUGUAGGAGCCAGUGCUGCAGGAUUCAUUUUUAAUGACUGUAGUGGCUUUAAGAGUCUCUGCUGCUCUGUGCAUAAUAUUCUCAAAAACCUCUUCACUCAAGAAUAUCAGAAACUUUAAGACAUCAGAGGAAACAGCUGAAAUCGACUCAGAGUGAGGAGUUAAACUGUCAAAUCUACAACUUUUUAUGAACUACGACUGUGUCAAAAUCCUGAAAUAAUCUCAUUCAGCUCGUAUUCUGAGUCUGGUUAAAGAAAAGUACAACACGGCAAACCGGCCUGCCAGCCGGCCUCCUCUCAGCAGCAGAUCGAUACCCUGAUGAAGUUUUCUCUCCGCUGGAGGAUCCAUAAUUCAUACACGCUCAGGUGGUCCUGUAUUUACUAUCGAUCAGACGGGGCUAACAGCAGCAAUAUCUCUGACCCGGGGGAGUCGCUUUCACGUCUACAGAGCAGCUGUCACUGAUAAAGAGGUGAGCCUGGUUAAGAGGAGAGAGAGAGAGAGAGAGAGAGAGACGGAUGGAGACGUAGAGACGCCCUUAACUUCAGGAAAUCUGCUCAGGGUGUAAACUGCUCAACAGUCUUGUGACAGAAAUUAAAAAAACAAAAAAUGAGACCCCACAGCCUGACGCUGAGACUCAUGUUUUUAACUUUCAUUGUGUUUUUACUGUCAGUUCAAACUUUGAGGAUUUAUUCAGUUCAUCGUUAACGGCCUGAUUGACUUUUUCUCUUUUCAGUCUCUCUGCAUUUAUUUACAGGAAAAACUGAAAAUCAAAAGGAUUCUGAUUGAUAUUGAUAUCAAACUCUGAAUUAUUGGAAAUAAAAAUGAUCAGUAAAUAAACAGUCGUCGUUUAUCGAAUCAUGUCUGUCUGACUAACUGUUCAGAGUCUUACCUACUAAAACGACCAAACGUCACAAACUCUGAGAGCUUUGGCUCUGAGUUUUGUAAUCAUCAAUAAUUUCUCCGCAGAUUUGUGAUCAUUGAGUCCCUCUGAUUUUCAGACGCUACACCUGACUUCUCCUGCUCUCCUCUCCCUGCUCUCCUCUCUCCUCUUCCUCCUCCUGUACCUGCUCUUCCCUCCCUUCUCUCUUCUCUCCUCCUCCCAUUCCUCUCCCUGCUCUCCUCCUUCUGCUCCUCUACCUGCUCUCCCCUCCCUCCUCUCCUCUCUUUAUUUCCUCUCCUCUCUCCAUCUCCUCUCCUCUCCCUGUUUUCCUCCUCCUGCUCCUCUCUCCUCCUUAUUGAUAUCAGAAUCCGUAUAUAUUGAGUAAUUCAUCUCCUAUCAGAGCUUCAGAAUCUUCUCCUUCAGCUACCAUACCAUCUUGAUGGUUCUUGAUCAUCAAACAAUGAGCGUGGUCCAGACCUGCUCUUGUUCCUUGAAAAGCGUCUUGAGAUGACGACUGUUGUGAAUUGGCGCUAUAUAAAUAAAAUUUGAUUUGAUUUUGAUUUGAUAAUCAGCAUGUACACAUCAUUGAUUCAUCAUCCUUUCCUCUUUUUAUUAUAUAUUUAAUUAUAUCUGCAGAAAUGUUCACAUCUGCUGAUGUGGAUCAUUAACUCUUGAAUCUAUCAUCUACCAUGGUCACAGUAUCAUGCAUCCCCAGUUUCAGUUCUUUUGUUUUUUCAGCCGUUUGUGUUGUAGUGAAAAAACGCUCUAAAGUUCACCUCUCAGUUUAAUCGUUCAGUAAAGGGAGGUUGAAUAUCUUGAAGUGUAGAUCAUGCAGACAGAUGGUUGACACCAGCUGGACGGACAUAUUUCUCUCUGUCUCUGUGGUUUUUGAAGCUUCUCCAGCUGGCUCUUCCUCCGUUUGUUUUCCAAGUCCUCUGAAGGAUCUUUCAGGAACCCCACGGUCACAUAAUCCCCAGAACUGCUGAUGCUUUGAGUUUUUAUGCUUUAAUACGACAGACAGUCAUAUCAGCUCCUGUUCACCGCCUUCUUUCUGUGUUUUUAACUCUGUUCAGGGGCCACCAAAGACAUGGGGAAGAUGCUGGGCGGGGAGGAGGAGAAGGACCCUGAUGCAGCCAAGAAGGAGGAGGAGCGGCAGGAGGCUCUGAGGCAGCAGGAGGAGGAGAGGAAGGCCAAACACGCCCGCAUGGAGGCCGAGAGGGAAAAAGUACGGCAGACCAUCAGGGACAAGGUAAGAAAGCAGCGGACACAUUCAUGUGUUCUUAGCGGGUCGUAUUGGGUUUAUCCAAACAAAACAAACCUUUCAGAAACAUCAAGAAGAUAAUUCAGCCGGUUAAAAUCAGAGCUGUUGAAACGAAUCACUCUGAUUUUCCUCUCUCUGUUCAGUAUGGACUGAAGAAGAAGGAGGAGAAGGAGGCGGAGGAGAAAGCAGCCAUGGAGCAGGCCUGCGAGGGGUCACUGACCCGCCCAAAGAAGGCCAUCCCGCGGGGCUGCGGAGACGAUGACGAAGAGGACGAGGAGAGCAUCCUCGACACCGUCCUCAAGUUUCUCCCCGGACCUCUACAGGACAUGUUCAAGAAGUAAAAACCACAACAUAGAAAUCAAACGAACCCUAAAUUCAGGGUCCAGUCCGGCCUGUGCCGGGCUGCGGGGCAAAGGGAGGCGGGGGUCUUUGUGUCGGGGACUGUGGGUGGACUGGGACGAAUGAAAAAGGGACGCAGAGGGGGUCAGUUUCGACAGCAGGCAGGGUUCGAGCGUGGGAGCUGAUGGAGGGGUGGGUUGGAGGGGGUGGGUUUCUUGCCAAACUGUUAGAGGCUUCACACUGCCUUUCUAGAAAUCUUGGGGUUGUUCUUUUCUACUCUUCGACGACUCUUCCCUUUUUAUUUCCCACUAUUGCUGUACAACCUCUCAACUGCCACUCAGCACAUUUCUUACAAUAAGUACAGUUUUUGUCCUCGUUCUGAUUUAUACCCGGAGGUUUUUUCCUUUGGGGUCCCUCUAACAACACUGCCACCAUGUUUCCCAGUAGAUGGAGCAUGUUGUGUUUACUUUAAUGGGUGUUUUCUACUUUUAUGAACCUGGUGAAGGUCUUUAUAUUAUAAAAAAAAAGUCAAAUAAUCUAGUCUACAUUUACGUUUUUAGGACAUGUGCCUUCAUAUCAUCUCCUCCAGCAGAGGAAUUGUCGAUGAGGGUUUCAUUUCGAGUCAAACAGGUGAACGGCUGUUGGUUAAAUGUAGGCGAGGCAUUCGAGUCACGGAUAACUUUUAUUUUCCAGAUUUCAAGUUGGUAGAUUCUUUAAUUUUCAGAAACCAAUGUUCAAUCCAGGUCCUUCUGGAAAGUCCUAACAGUCCAUAAAACGACCACCUGUAAAGCUUUGAGCUUCCUGAAAACUGUUAGUUGCAAAAAAGAAAAACGUAAUUUUCCUCCGACAUUGACCUCUCAGCUAAUAAGCCUGAACGAGCCAAGAACUCAAGUCCAAGUACGUCUUCGGUCACAAGGUAUGACUACAUUUUAUUUCACUGCAGAUUUCACUCAUGCGAGCGAAGCAGACUCAUGUCACCUGGUUUGGAUCCAAAAUAAAUCUAUAUUUACUCAACGCUCUAACUAAGUCAUGGUAAUUUUGAUGAGUUUGGUCCCCGUAGACAAUCAAACAUUGAACUCUUGGAAACGGUGGGGUUAGCCAGUUCUGUACUCGUUAUUAUUUCCUUUCUCUCCAUCUCUGGUCAUCCGCUGUCACGUGGUUCUGUGUUAAACUCGUAUUUUCACACUUAAUCUUCACAUGAAUGCAAAUCCCAGACAGUGUCUGGAUUUUUUACAUGCUGUCUUACUUCCUGUGAAUGUGCCGCCGAGUUAUUUUAAUGCCACCUCUCAUGUUUUUAAAAUGUUAGCUUACACUGAUCCAAGUACAUCAACAUCAAAAAACCAAAGAAACCCUGGUGAGACAUUACUAUUUCUGUUGUUACCACCAAAACUAAAGACCCGCAUGCUGGUGUCAAAUCGUAGGUGCGAACCCGGCGAGCGUUCAGCGAGUGCAUGCAUCCCAAAGACCACCGUGAAACUAUGAAGAAGAUGGUAUUUCUCCGAGAGUAUUCUGUGGCUAAAUCAAACUAGAACACUGUAGACUGAGCCUUAGAAAAACCUGUGCGAGAUGUCGCACUUCACUGCCUGAAGAGCUCGCUUAGAGCUGAGUAUAUUCCACGUCUUGCAUCUUCUUAUCCAACGUACUAUCACGCUGUUCAACACUCCCGAUCUUCAGAUAUGGCAGCUUAGGCCAGGAGCUGAAUCCCCGAAAUAUGGCGUAGAUUCAUUUCUGGACAAGCUUCAUUGUUUUGGUGUUGGCGUCUAUAGACGUCAUGAAAGUUUCAGCUAAAAUAGAUAGAAAAAGAUUUUAACCUCGGCGCUAACGCUACUGGAGCGGCAUGAAAUACGUUAGCUUACAUUAGCAUUAAUGCUGCGUUAUUAUUGUGUGAAAACACCCGUCCAAUUAAGUGUAACAAAAGUUGUGAAUCUAAAGAAGUAAAUAACCAAAUAAUAUGACGUUUUUAGGGUUUGUUUUUUUAAUCAAAUGUCCAGUAUCUUGGGAGGUCUCGCCUCUGACAGACAAAACUCAGAGUUAAAGAAACUGCAAACUAAAAAUCCAGCCUUAAAAAGGAAUAAAGUUGAUUUGACCUAAAAAUGAAAAAGAAAUACAAACUAACGAAAAAUCAAAUUUGCGAUACCCGUGAUCAGGAAGUAGGGGUUUGGUUCAUGCGGUAGAUGCUGCUACAUGCAUCCGCUUAUUCGUAAAACCCCGAAUGAUCGUAAAUCUCAACCGAUCUCUGAGUAUUUUUGUUGCCCCAAAAUUCACAUCCUCCCCAUAUAUUUUUUAAUGUGUUUACAGGUUCAGAAAAAUAAAGCCCGACUGAAACCUGUAACACACCUACGCUAAUUUGGAAACUCCACCCUGACGCGUCGCCUUUAUUUCAAACCUUUCCUGAAAGGACGCCGCAGUGGCACCGAGAUCGCCAUAUUUCGUACAGUAGCACCUUGACCAAGCUGCCAUUUUGGACGAUUUGGGACUGCGAACACGUUGAAAUAUCGUGUUUUUUUCACAGCGCUCAAACAGGCGUACUGUUAACGGAAACCGUCUAUUUAGUCAUGAUACCUCCACGUGCGGACAUGUAUUGACAAAACGAAGCAUGUUGGUGAUUUCUAAAUGACCUGGUGCAACAGUGUACGAUUAAUUUAUCGUUCUAUGAUUUUGUAAAUUAAAAAACUUUUAGGGUUAAUAUGACUGCCUAUAAAGUUUUCAUAAGCACUGUAAAAACAUAAACUUUUCUUAUUUUCUAGCUCGGAUAGGACUUUUCACUAGACAAAGCCAUAUCAUUUAGAUCGCAAUAAUUAAAAAAAGAGAAUAUGUCGACAUUAAAAUGGAAAUUUAAGUGUUUGUUUGUUUUCUUUCAAGGAAGAUUAAAAAAAACUGCAUAUCUGUUUGUAAAUCCUCACCGUCUUUACGUCCCGUAUACUAACGUUUACACAAGGAACAUGUAUGUAGAAAAAAAAGCCAUUGUGUUAUCUGUCUCUGUGUACGACACAUGUUCUGUAAGUGUGUGUGUGUGCGUGUGUUUUAACGUGUGCGUCUUACUAUGUGUCUGUGACGAUGUCGGCUCAUAUAGUCCUGGUUUAUUUGAUGUUAACGUGUCUUUUAAUCUGUUUUGUGCACAGGCAGAGACAUGGGCGGCUUCUAUGUUGUGCCGCGUCUAGAAAAAAAAAAACAAAAGAAAAAAAAACUUACACAUUCCGUCAAAUGUUGAGCAUGCAGAUGUUUGGUAGUCGAGAAAGUACGACACGUGUCAAAAAGACAAAAAAACAGGUUAUAAAAAUAGAAAAUAGACAACUUCCUGUUUCUGUUUCGAUCUCCAGGCAGCAGAAUUUGUGCCAUAGAUCCAGAAAGACGGGCGGUGCGGCGGGUUUGUUGAGCGUUGGGUGUUAAAUGUCGUUUGAGGCUCGGUGAAGCUUAAGGCCGUGAUCAUACGGGAGCUCUGUGGGAUUGUACAUUAUGCCGAAAUUAAACUUUCAACUGGUGAAACGUUACUGUCUCAAACUCGGCUGUUAAAACUGAAGCACCACUGAUGGAACCAAAUAUUUGCACCAAAAGUCAAAGUUUUUUAUUUGACAAAUCUUAUUUGACGGCUGAAAUCCAAACCUGCAGUCUUGUAUUAACAUGUGGAGAACUUAAUCGAUCAUUUUAAUAUUGACAAAGUAAAAGGAAAUUUAUGAGAGAAACUUGUGUGUGUUGUUGUCAAAGUCGAGUUGAAUUGUGCCGUUUUCUUCCAUCGGCAGAGCUCACUUCCAUCCUCUAUGAUCACGGCCUGAAGACGCCGACUCCUGAGUUAGUCGAAGGCUUUUAAAGAGAAAAAGGGAAACGUGCAAUUUCUAAGAAAAGAGUAGAUACUGUAAAUUAGUCGUUUUAAAAAGUAUAGAUUCAGAACUUUGUUUUCGUUUACUCAGUACGAUUUGUGGGGUGUUGAAUCUCGUCCCUGUAAACAAAGGGCCCAUGUUGGUGUGAUGCAUGAGUGUCUGAAGUCAAAUCAUGCAGAAAAUUAGACGUUUCUUUUAGUUAGGUUGGUGCUUGAAGAAAAUCGCAGUUUUCUUUAUUCUCACGUUAACAUGAGGGUUACUGUCGUCUGUGCUGCACCGUAGACCAGGUCACUCCCAUCUAGGAUUGCGAUUAUGUUAAUGCAGGCCUUGUUUCUGUAUAGAGAACAGGGACCAUUGUUCUGAGUUAAAUUCACGGGCCCCUUCAUGGAAAAUACAGCCAUACAUCCUGUGUGUAAACCGGUCCCCCUGUGGGACUCAUCUCAAGGCGUCACGGUGUGUGAACUGCCUUUGAAAAGGGCUAAAACCACGUCGUCUGUGUGUGAGGUCAGUGCUAACCCAUCCGUCCAAUCCGUGCUCGUCUUGUUGUGCGGUGUUGUCGUUUCGAUUCAUUCUGGUUGCAUGAGAAACUUCAGUGUUUGUGGAGCCGUGACUCCUCGGUGUAGAUAAAUCCUUGGGUUCGUAGACGAUAUUACAGGUGGGGUUGUUUUUUUUUUAUCAGUAAUAAGGAUACGUGACUGUAUAUGUUCCGUAAAGAAGUAGGAUGUUGACUUGAAAAAGCCUCGAUGACAUUUAACAACCACAUCAAAUCCUCGUUUGAUUUUCUUUCAAAGUCAAACUGAAAAACUGGACGAUCGAAACAUUUUCUGUUGUCAGGAGCGCAGAAACUCGAAGAAGACGGAGAGACAGGCUUAGCUUGGUACUGCCUUUUCUAACCACAGUUUACAAAGUUUAUCCCCUGGAUUUGGAGAUGUGUCUCAAACUCAAAGGGAUUUUUGUCGGAGGUUUGCUAAAAUAAAAAUAAAACUUGUUUUUUGUUUUUGUUUUAAAGCUUCUGUGAGGAGUUUUUGGAUGUUUGCAAGACUGACAUCAACUCUGAUGCCUUGUUAUGAUCUACAGCAGUGAACGUGAUAACCUUAUCGUGAACUUAAACUUCGGUUUUAUCGCGACUUUACUCUCAUAACAUCUCGUGUGAUUUUGAUUCGACUAAGGCUGCGUUCAUACUGCAGGUUAAGAUGCACAGAUCCAAAUCCAAAACCAACUGAAAAGUAGAGCCAACAAGUGGACUAGACCUGAAGCAGACUGAGAAUCACUGUAAGGACACUUAUGUCCACAGGGGGCGCCAGAAUCGACACAACCAAGAGUUCUCACAGGAGCUUUAAAUUGAACUUUUAGAGCUUAAACUGAAAAAUAUCAGAGCUUGGGUUGUUUUUGUUUCUCUGAUCACUAUAUUAACAUGAUAAUAUUAGGACAUUUGUACGCACAUUAACAAAUAUUAUGGUAACUGCCCUGCUGAUUCCUGCCAGUAAAACCAGAAGUGGAAGUAAACGUGUCUUAAUGGCGACUGUUUCGUCAAGCGGCCACGUUGACUUCCCCUGCCGUAGAAGCGGAGAUUGUGCAGACCUCUCAUCAGCACAACUACGACUGUGAAAACAAACUGAAAACAUUCCAGUCUUUUUAGCAUUUGCACUAGUAAAUGUUUAAAUCCAUAAGACAUGAAAAGAGUCACAUCCUUCAACUACCUGCUUUUUCUUCAUCCCACCGUCCGUCUAAAAGUGAACGGGUGAGGGAUGAAGAUGUUAGCCACCGAGCUUGUGACGUAAGGGGGGGGUUUCCUCCCCGGCAGCGAUCCCUUUAAAUUUCCAUUUCUUCCAUAAUUGGCUUUAUUUGCAAGUUUUCUGAUGAUGUGACUUCCUCUUGGUCAGUAACUGUUUUACUUUACUGUCUAGAGAAGGGCUGAAAUACACAAACAUGCGGUAAACAGUGGAAAAAAGGGGAAACUAUUAAAAGUAUUCUAACAAAAAAAGAAAAUAUAUAUUUAAUAAAAUGUUCACUAUUGAACCGAGAGGGUCCUUCUUUGAAUUCAGGGUGACAAUAUUUUCAGGGUGCAUAGGUUAGGAAUGUAAAAUAUGAGUUCUUCUGCUGUUUAUUCCUUUAGUGCAUGUCAUAUACUCUAUGUGGAGCCCGAUCACUGUAAAACUGUCUCAUCCAUUAAACUGUUCUUUUUGGAAACGAAAUGCAUCACACUAAUUAAAGAAAAGGUUUGUAAAAAGGUA
Molecule: messenger RNA, 53766 nt
Organism: Xyrichtys novacula (pearly razorfish)
Lineage: Eukaryota; Metazoa; Chordata; Actinopteri; Labriformes; Labridae
Source: the annotation of a GenBank genome assembly